CGUCGAGGUAAAAGCAAGCCCUGCCCAAAGUUAGGUGGUUUGAGAGGCAUCACCCCCUCUCUGCGCCAGCUGGAAGAAACCCCCCUAAGGGCGGGUGUGGAUGUCUGGGAGCAGUUCUGCAGAAGCCACGACGGCGCGGGCCACGUCUAGCAGAGGCUGCAGAGGCUCAAUCAACCUCUUGCGGCAGCGGCCGGAGGCUCCUUUUCUUUCCCGAGCGAGGCGCCGCCUCUUUUCCCUCCUCCUCCUCCUCCUCCUCCUCCGUCUCAAGGCUCUCGCCAACCUCCUUUCGGAAGAUGGCCGGGCUAAACAGUAAGACCCACGCAGCGGAGGCGCCGAGAAGCAGCGGCCGAGGGGUCGUGGUAAAUGCAAAAAAAUAAAAAUAAAAACCCCUUCUCCCCCUCCCUCCCCUGCUCCCGCAUCCAAACCUUUGCUGCCUCCCUUCUGCAGCUAAAGCAUCCGCUUCCGUCAGCUAACCCCUUUCCCUCCCUUUCAUCUAUCCAAUCCCUGCCCUUUAUGGCGGCUCCCCCCCCCUCCUGUUAUGAAACGCUCCCCGCCCGCCCCCCCCAAAAGAAUAUUUGAAUUGCAAGCGGGUUAGUCAUUCAUUGCGCUCGAUGGGGCUCGCUCCCUGUCUGCUGUGCUGAGCCCGCUUAUCUGGGAGAACCCCCCCCCCAUUGAACCCAGUUAGGGUUUACAUCCGAGUCAACGUGCAUAGAUAGGAACUGGGCUGCGCGAGUAUGCAUUCCGGUACAUUGAAAUAUGAUGCAUGUUGUUUACCACUGUUUUCCCUUGGGAUUUCCCCCUGGUAAGUAUGUAUAGGAAAGCAGCCUUAUUGCUAGCACACACACACACAAAUAUUUUGGAUGCGAUUUCGUUGGGGGUUCUGAUACGUGUUUUGGUUAGAGAAGAGUUGUUCCUUCUAGAUUAAUUGUCACCUUAAGAGUGAAAUGCCGCAGCUACAACUUCGUAAUUUCAUCUAAAAUAGUCUUGGCUUUGUAGAAAUCCAUUCAGUGCAGCCACCGCCACCCAAAAAACAGCAACGCGUCGUCCUAGCACAGCAAGUAAAACUUCUGUGGGAGAAAAGCACAACAAUACUCUAAAUUUUCCUCACUAGGUGCUGUAUAUUAAAAUGUAUAUUUUUGUGCGUAGCAAUCCCUAAUUGCAGCCAUCAGAAUGUAUUACCUCACCUGCAGCCAUAAUUACGGCAUGGGGGGGGGGAGGAAGGUUUUGGUAUUGCUUAGCCUCCCGGAUUAGCAGGUUCACAACAGGUGUGCUUAAAAGAAUGUUUAGAUACAGCUAGGCAAUCUUAAGGUGUGCAUUCUUAUCAAACAUUAACUGUUUUCUAUUCCUAUGUACUCUUCAGGGUGCAGGUAAUAAGUACAGCUGUCUUCUGAAUAAAUAAAUCGCAAAGCCCAGUCCUAGGCAUGUUUACUCUGAAGUAAAAGUGUUACUUUGGACAAUGUUGCUUACUCCCAGGCACAUAUGCAUAGGAUUUUACUGUUACUCAUGUCUCUAGUUUACUGGUUGUUAAUAGCUUAAGACAGUCUUGACCCUAAGCACCCACUUGGCAGACCUAGACAAAAAGGAGUUGCAUGUACGCCAGGGACUGUGCCCUUCUUCUGCACCUGGCAUAGAUACCACUUAUUAUAGGAAAACGAAAAUAGGCCUUUGUUCUGAUCCAGCAAGCCUGCUCUUAGGUGCUUUCUCUGCCUUUCUCUGAAGGGCUUCCCUUGAACCCCUGUCUCCUGUGUUUACCUUGUCUUAGAUUGACAGAAGUGUUUGGGUCACGGAAGGAGGAAGCAAACCUCUGCUUUGGCAGUAUUAUAUACAUGCCCACAGCGUUUUAUGACAAUUCUGUUCAUUUCCUUAAACCAGGGCUAGCCAGUGUUAUUCCUUCCAGAUGUUUUUAGACUGCAGCUUCCACCAGACCUGAUCACAGGCUGUGGUGGCUGGAGCUGACAUGAUUUGGGAAGCCUGACAACAUCUGGAGGGCGCCAUGUUGGCUACCCUUGCUUUAAACUGUCCGAGAGUCCUGGGGUUUGGGCACAUAUAGCAAAGUUCUUACGGUACUUGAUACAGAAUGGAAGAUUUGUGUUAGGGGAAUGCGAUGUAUUUCCCCACAAGAGCUGCCUAGAGUGCAAGGAUAUGUUGCUCCUUUCCACAUGUCUUGGCACAUUGUAGAAAACUCUGUUAUGGCGAUAUGUUACCAUUCCAAAAAAAGAAUACAGUAGUACCUCAAGUUACUGAUGCUUCAGGUUACAUAUGCUACAGGUUACAUACUCUGCUAACCCAGAAAUAGUACCUCAGGUUAAGAACUUUGCUUCAGGAUGAGAACAGAAAUCGUGCUCUGGCGGCGCAGCAGCAGCAGGAGGCCCCAUUAGCUAAAGUGGUGCUUCAGGUUAAGAACAGUUUCAGGUUAAGAAUGGACCUCCGGAACGAAUUAAGUACUUAACCCGAGGUAGCACUGUAAUGUUGUUUUUUUACUGCAUUUGAUUUACCAGACAAAUGUCAACCUUUUAUUUAUGCAUUGCCUUCCAUGUUCAUCUCAAGGCAGUGUACAAAAUGCAAUAAAAACAGUUUUAAACAAUAUGGAAAAUAGCAGCAAAGUAAAACACACACACACACACACACACACACACACAAAGACCAAAUAGACACCUGUGGCAAAGAUCCUUUCAUCCUGCUGGGAAGGCUUGUCAGAACAAAAAUGUAUUCACUUGUUUCCGGAAAGGGCAGGAUGUGGGACACCUGUCACAUUUUGGCAAGAAUGCUGCUUGCACAGAACAUGGGCAGCCACACUAAAAGCUCUCCUGUGAGUUACUGCAGACUGGGCUUCUGAGAUCUUUGGAACAUGUGGAAAGGAGAAGCUCUCCUACAAGGAAAGAGUCUUAAUGAAGUUGCAGCAUUUCCUACUAAGUUCUUAUUCUACGGGAGUAGCCUCACGUACUUUUGAUGCAGAAAUCCUGCGCUCUCUUCGGCAGCACAUAUAUUCUAAAAUUGUAACGAUACAGAGAAGAGGAAUGCAGAACUCCCAUGCAAAUUUCUACAUGAAUUGAGUUUGUUGCUGCGUCGCUUGUAUGCUAAUAAUCUCUUGCAGAAGGUUACUAGCCUAGAUUUUUGACUUGCUAACUCUAAAACGAGGAUGAGCAAUAAGGGACUAACCCAUAGACUUUUGCAGGGUUGUUUUCCGCAAUCAUGCAGUUACGGACAAAAUGACAUUUUAACUUUGAACUUUUGCCCAGAUGAACCGUGAAAUGAUCCAUUCCAGUAUCCUCUUGUGAAAGCUGUCCAAGGGAAACUCAGCCAAGGCAAGAUGUUCCAGCACUAGUUCAGAAUGCAUUCAGAACAGAGCACAUACUGAUGGCUUGGAGGCCAGAAGUAGUCUUCCCUGUUCUUGCUAGAAUACUAAAAAGGCCCAAGAAGCACCAUGUGAUCCCCAUGUGAUCUUCUGGUUCACUCGCUACCUUCUGCCUGAGGUGAAGAAGAAUGUUUGAGCGAGCCAAAGGCCCUCUUCCAAGCACAACCCAAGUAGAUUCCUGCAGAGAGAUAGAUUGUCGCUGCAUGUCCAAAGACUAAUUUGCUAGGACUUGAAGCCAGAGAGAACUUUUCACUCUCGUUUUUUUUUUUAGAAGAGGGGUAGCAGAAACAACAAAGAGUUUUAUGGCUCCGUCAAGACCAAACACGUUUGUUUGGCAUAAUUUUUUGUGGGCUACAGCCCACUUCAAGAGGUGAGUCAGGCUGCAUCUGAUGGGAGAGGGCUGUCGUCCACGAAAGCUUAAGCCGUAAGAAAUGUGUUUAGCCCUGAGAAUGCCACAAAACACCACUAUUUAUUGUUGUCUCUUUUGUUCUAAGUUAACCCACUUUAGAUCAUUUCUUAGAAACAAGGCUUCCUAUUAAAACAAGGCUGAGGAACCUUCCCCCCCUCCAAACCCAGCAAUAUGCUGGCAGUAGCUUGGAGGAGGGACAGGGAUGGGUAAGACCACCCCUUUCUCCUCUUUCACUCCUUGCCCACCCCCCACUUCAAAUCUUCUUUGUUCUCUUUGCCCAGCAAACCAACAGGAGAGCAGCAAAUCAGUCUUGCCAGAAAUGUGAAUCAAUUGCUUGCAUAAAAAAAGGUAAAUGGACCCUUGACAGUUAUGUCCAGUCACAGACGACUCUGGGGUUGUGGCACUCAUCUCGCUUUACAGGCUGAGGGAACUGGCGUUUGUCUGAGACAGUUUUUCCGGGUCAUGUGGCCGCAUGGCUAAGCCGCUUCUGGCGCAACAGAACACUGAAACCAGAGCAGCACACGGAAAUGCCGUUUACCUUCCCGCUGGAGCAGUACCUAUUUAUCUACUUGCACUUUUUGGGAUGCUUUUGAACUGCUAAGGUUGGCAGGAGCUGGGACCAAGAAACAGGCGCUCACCCUGUUGCGGGGAUUCGAACCGCCAACCUUCUGAUCGGCAAGCCCAAGAGGCUCAGUGGUUUAGAACACAGCGCCGCCCGCGUCCCUAAUCGCUUGCAUGGGGGUUCCAUUAGUUUCAGCUUUUUUUGUCUCCCCCCCCCUUCUGGGUUUCCCUCCCCCCAACAUGAAAUUAGGGUGAUGGUUGCAAGUUCCCCACCUCUGUGCUGAAGGAUCAAGCCAUGCGCAGGUUUCCAUGACUCUGUUUCUGCUAAACCAAUUGUCAAAUGGUGUUUAAACACAGAUGAUGCAAUCAGUUUGUAGUGCACACAAAAUUAAAUUUCUAAUGAACAUUUUAUCUCUUUUACAGAUUUCAGAUGAUUGGCCUGGGUAUAGCUUGGAACUGUUUACAUAUCCACAACACUACUAUGGAGAUCUUGACUAUGUGCUCAUACCACAUGGGAUCAUUGUGGACAGGUGAGGGUCUGAGAGUAUGACGUUUAUAAAAGCUACAUGUUCAGUUCCUCCCAAGGUAGGAACAGCCCAUUUAAUAUCUUGCUCGCUAAAAUAUUGACACCCCAAUUUAAGCUGUAAUGCUUAUUGUAACAGGAAGCCUAAAAGCUCGCUCUCUUCCUAGCCUGGGACCAGGAAUAAGUUCCCGUCUCUCUCUCAGCUGGACUAUGCUGUUAUCAGCUCUGCUUUCCCCUCUGACCUUGAGGCAAGGUCUGCAAGAUUCAGGACAAACAAACAGAAAUACCUUUUCACACAGGAUGUAGUUAAAUUGUGGAAUUCUCUCCCACAAGAGGUAGUGGUGGCCAGCAUUUUGGGUGGCUUUAAAAGAGGAUCGGACGAAUUCACAGAGGAUGGGGCCAUUCAUGGCUGCUAGCCACAACGGCUGUGUUCCACAGUCAAGGAAUUGUUGUUGUUUAGUCAUUUAGUCGUGUCCGACUUUUCGUGACCCCAUGGACCAGAGCACGCCAGGCACUCCUGUUUUCCACUGCCUCCCACAGUUUGGUCAAACUCAUGCUGGUAGCUUCAAGAACACUGUCCAACCAUCUCGCCUCUGUCGUCCCCUUCUCCUUGUGCCCUCCAUCUUUCCAGGGAGUCUUCUCUUCUCAUGAGGUGGCCAAAGUAUUGGAGCCUCAGCUUCAUGAUCUGUCCUUCCAGUGAGCACUCAGAGCUGAUUUCCUUAAGAAUGGAGAGGUUUGAUCUUCUUGCAGUCCAUGGAACUCUCAAGAGUCUCCUCCAGCACCAUAAUUCAAAAGCAUCAAUUCUUCGGCGAUCAGCCUUCUUUAUGAUCCAGCUCUCACUUCCAUACAUCACUACUGGGAAAACCAUAGCUUUAACUAUACGGACCUUUGUUGGCAAGGUGAUGUCCCUGCUUUUUUAGGGUGCUGUCUAGACAGUCAAGGAAGCACACUCCUAAAUACCAGUUGCUGGAAGUUGCAGGUGGGGAGAGGACAUCUGAUUAGCCACUGUGAGAACAGAGUGCUAGACUAGAUGGGCCUUGGGCCUGAUCCAGCAGGCUCUUUAUGUUGUUAUGAGUAUGAAGAUGAGGGAGCAUCCAGCCCCACACCUGCCCCUAAGAGAGCAGGGCCUUCUUGCUUUCCUCCAAUUCCCCCUCAGCAUGAAUGAGCAGCAUGGAAUAAAAGACAUCUAGGCAUGGUGCAGUCGCAAAUGCACAUCGCCCCCGGCAGCUAAUUUUAAGAGGAUUUAUUAAAAACCAGGCUUAAGGGAGUCAAAAGGAGAAAGCAGAAGGGCGUAUGGAAUACACUGAAGAAACAUUCCAUGUUUGUGUAACCCAAUGCAACUGUUUACAAACAAGCUUCUGGUCUCCUCAUGAGUAGUAACAUGGCUGGUCAGGAGGACAGUGAGAGACAACAGACUAAAGCCAACAUUCAAAGGGAUAAUUAUUGCCAGAUUUUGCCUGCGAGAUGACAGGCUUCCUUCAGCUUGUGUAUCGUGGGCUUGGCCAGAGUUACCUGGUCUGCCAACUGCUAGGAAAUGGAAGCUGAGCAACCUGGAAGUGUUUAAACAGACAGGCUGGGAGUAGGCCACAACUGCACCAUGGUUACCGCAGUUACUGGUAUGUAAGCUCAAUUGAAAUUGGGGAGAUGUGUUUCCACGUAACUAUUUAGGGUGGAGAUGCUGAAUACCCAUUCAAGAAGGUGGACUCAGUGACACAUUUAUGCAGCUCUGGUAAAGACAGGGCACUUUCCUGGUAUUGCAUCGAUGGGUACAGAUUUUUAAGUCUUGGUUCUUUUAUUAUUUCAUCUAUUCAUAUACAUCUUGUUUUAUUUAUAUACUACUUAAUGCCAAAAUUAGGCUUCCAAUUUUUUCUCAUUUCCUGUUCUUAAUAAGUACAAGUUGUGACUUGUUUAUACUAGAUACCUGUAACCAGUGCUUUUUUUCUAGAAAAAUAGGUGCCGGUACUCACCAUGACAUUGUUACAGUUAGUGUCACAUUUUUUAACCAAAAGAGAGAAAGGUGCUGGUACUGUGUACCCUUAAGUCCCCCUUGAAAAAGAAAUGUAGCCCUUCUUCUUAAUGAGACGGUUACUAUUCUGCAUCAAGCUAACAUUCAGAUGUUAUGGCUAUUAUGUGGCCUGUGCUAACCAUGGUUGGAGCUUCCAGAUGUACAACAGGCAAACCGUGGUUUAGAGUGGUUUGCCCACUUUCAUUUUUCACCCUUUCAGCACUCAGCUUGAUAAGUUCUUAAAUUCUUAACUGAGACUUCUUCAAAGUUGAUUUAGGGGACAGAAUGUAGGACUAGGGACCGGAAGACAUUCAGCCAUUCAGUACACUGAAUGACACAUCACCAGUCACUUUCUCUAAGCUGGAUUGUUGGGGUGCAGUGGGGGCAUAUAUGCUGCCUUGAGCUCCUUGGAGGAAAUGUGGAAUAGAAAAUAAAUAAAUAAAUAAAUUUAUAUAAUUUAAUUUGUAUUUUCUUCUUCGUCCAAGGAAGAACAGCAAUUAUACCCAUGCAACAGGCCUGUGAAGUUGGUUGUUCAGAGAGACUAUUAUAUUCCAAAGGCAUAUAGCUGAGUUUUAUAGCUGAAUAUGGAUUUGUACCUGCAUCUUCCACAUCCAUACCCAACACUCUAGCCAGCUACCUUUAAAUAUAAAUACGAGCUUUAAUGAGAAGUUCUGGCAAAUUAUAUCUUUGUUCUUCGUAGCUGGGGAUUGUUAACUGCUAAGCUGUCACCUAGAAUAAAGUUUAAAUACUUAAUUUCCGAGAUGUUUUGAAUGCUAAAGCUGAAAUAGCUUCAGGGCUAGAAUGUCACUGGAAAUCAUUCAAGGUGCACAUUGUAGUCCUCAGAAUAGCAAAAGGGUUAGGAAAAUGAGGAGAUCUUAAAAGACAAUUCAGCACCUCCUUCUGCAUAAAAAUAACAGCAACCAGAGGUCACUAAUCCCCUUACUGGGUAAUCAACAUAUUUUAAAUGCCUGAAUUAACAGGUGUGGAAAAAGAACUUCAACUGUGAGUGAGCAAUUGUAAUUUCCGCAGCAAAAAAAAUUAACAAGCUGCCAAGAAAUAGCCACACACCCUCCAUGAAAUGAUUGCCUGUGUGUGAAAUAUGUGUGAGCAUUCUACUGAGUUCUGGAUCUUUUGAAUCAGGACACCAGAAGGAUAGCCUUCACCUGGGUUCUGUCUACCUGGACCUUCAGAUCCUCUUUAGAGACCCUCCUCUAUGUGCUGAGUGGAGUUUGCAACUAGAGAGAAGGAUAUAUCUGUGGUGCCACCCCUAUAGUGAGAUAGUUACGCCAGAGAGGCUCACCUGAUGCCAUCCCUAUGGUCUCCUUUUGGUGCCCAAGUGCAGACCUCUUCAUUCACCCAGGCCUUUUUGAAGCAACUUGCAUUUAAAGAGAGAGUGUUGUAAACCUGGUCUUCUAGUGGUUGGGUUGAGUUGUGUUCUAUUUUCUACUCUGAACUGCUGGUUUGGAAGGAAAGUGUUGUGCUACUUUCUAUGGUUUCCAGUAUAUUUUAAUUAAUUUUGUGUGUGUUUUGUGUGUGUGUGUGUGUUUACACCGAAGGGAAGUCAUAUAAAUUCAGCAAUAAAUAAAAUAAGUACAGAAGAUCCCAGGAACUUUGUGGCUAGGCUUUCUGGCUAUUUUGUUUGUCCUGCACACAUGGAACUUGGGUUUUUUUCUUACAUGUGCCUUGAUAUGCUGCUAAUAUUUGUGCAUAAAAAUGAGAGUUAUGUGUGACCAGUUGCACCAGAAUUUGGGUGGCGAUGCUCAUUUGAAUACAGAUGUAGUCUAUCUGCACCAAAUUACUUUAAAUGGGAUGCACAUUCAGACGCCCAUCUCCACCCACAUUCUGGUGCAACUGAAUCUGAAGUUGAAUCUUGAAGUUGAAAUGAGACCUUGAACUUUACUAUUUUUGUAUUGCACCAUAGAAUAUACUUGCAUUGAAAAAUCCCAAGUCUUACUAUAUAUUUAUCCUUAAUUUUUGCUUUAGGACAGAAUGUUUGGCCAAAGAUAUCAUGCAAGACAUUGGAUACAAUGACAUUGUAGUUCUCUGUGUACUUAAAGGUGGCUACAAAUUCUGUGCUGACCUUGUGGAGCAUAUUAAGAACCUCAGUAGAAAUUCAGAGAGGUUCAUCUCCAUGAAAGUUGACUUUGUCAGACUGAAAAGUUACCUGGUAAGUAAUGAUUUUGCUUACUUAAAGAAAAAGGAAAAAAAAACCCUAGUGAGUUGAGUGUGGUCUGAUUACAGUUUGUAUACAUGGAUUUUUAUUUUUUUUAAAGGAAGGCAUCAAAGUCCAACCUUCCCAGUUUUUGCUGUAGCAGGCUUCAAUGAAUAAACUGAUGUAAUGUAAUGAAUUAACUUUUCUCCUUUCGUGAACAGAACAGGAAUUUGGGAGAUGACACACUCAACUUAAGAUCUGGUUGAUUUUUAAAGGAUCCUAAAUGAUUUACUCCACUACAGCUUUAUUGCAUCCAUUAUUCCUUCUCUCUCAGUGAAACUGAACCAGCCAACACAAAGUUCCAUUUUUAAUAAUAAUAAUAAUAAUAAUAAUAUAGUGUGUAUACCCUAGCCACUCUGGGCGGCUUCCAACAAAAUAUUAGAAUACAAUAGUGCGUCAAACAUUAAAAGCUUCCCUAAACAGGGCUGCCUUCAGAUGUCUUCUACAAGUCUGGUAGUUGUUUUUCCCUUUGACAUCUGGUGGGAAGGCAUUCAACAGGGCAGGUGCCACUAGUGAGAAGGCCCUUUGCCUUGUUCUCUGUAACUUGGCUUCUCACAGUGAGGGAACCGCCAGAAGACCCUCAGCGCUGGACCUCAGUGUCUGGGCAGAACGAUGGGGGUGGAGAUGCUCCUUCAGGUAUACUGGACCGAGGCCAUUUAAGGCUUUAAAGGUCAGCACCAACACUUUGAAUUGUGCUCAGAAACGUACUGGGAGCCAAUGUAGGUCUUUCAAGACCGGUGUUAUGUGGUCUCGGCGGCUGCUCCCAGUCAGCAAUCAUUCUCGAUUAGUUGUAGUUUCCAGGUCACCUUCAAAGGUAGUCCCACAUAGAGCACAUUGAAGUAGUCUAAGUGAGAGAUAACUAGAGCAUGCACCACUCUGGCGAGACAGUCUGCUGGCAGAUAGGCUCUCAGCCUGCAUAGCAGAUGGAGCUGGUAAACAGCUGCCCUGGACACAGAAUUGACCUGCGGCUCCAUGGACAGCUGCGAGUCCAAAAUGACUCCCAGGCUGCACACCUGGGCUUUCAGGGGCACAGUUACCCCAUUCAGGACCAGGGACUCACACAGGACCUUCACCACCUUCACUGGUUUUGAUUUGAAAGAGACGUAGAGCUGGGUAUCAUCCGCAUACUGAUGAACACCCAACCCAAACCCCCUUAUGAUCUCUCCCAGCGGCUGCAUGUAAAUGUUAAAAAGCAUGGGGGAGAGGACAGAACCCUGAGGCACCCCACAAGUGAGAGCCCAGGGGUCUGAACACUCAUCCCCCCCCACCACUUUCUGAACAUGGCCCAGGAGGAAGGAGCAGAACCACUGUAUAACAGUGCCCCCAGCUCCCAGCCCCUCUAGACGGUGCAGAAGGAUGUUAUGGUCAAUGGUAUCAAAAGCCGCUGAGAGAUCCAGCAGAACUAGGAAACAGCCUUUGUCCCUAGCCCGCCAGAGAUCAUUGACCAGUGUGACCAAGGCAGUUUCAGUCCCAUUAUGAGGCCUGAAUCCCGACUGGAAGGGAUCCCAAAUGGUCCGCUUCUUCCAGGCGUGCCUGGAGUUGUUCAGCAACCACUCACUCAAUCACCUUGCCCACGAAUGGAAGAUUUGAGACUGGGCGACAGUUGGCCAUAUUGGCCACAUCUAAAGAUGGUUUUUUAAGAAGCGGUUUGAUAACAGCCUCUUUCAGUGGGUCUGGGAAGGCUCCCUCACAAAGAGAAGCAUUCACCCCCCUGCGAAGCCCAUCGCCCAGCCCUUCCCAGCUUUUAUAAGCCAGGAUGGGCAAGAAUCAAGGAGACAGGUGGUUGGUUUCACUCGUCCAAGCAGCCUGUCCACAUCCUCGGAGGUAACAGAUUGGAAUUGAUCCCACACAACUUGACUAGACAGAACUCUAGCCCUGCUCCCACAGUGGAGUCUACCUCUUCCUGAAUCUGAGCGACUGCAAAAUCAUUGCAGGAUUUUAGUGUUGGUUUUAUAGAGAGAAAAAUGGGGAAAAAACUAUCCCCAGAGUUCCUUGGGUCAAUUAGUUCUGUUUAAGCCUAUUUAAGAUCACAGCAUAGAUAUGCCUUAGGUUUGAAGCAAGACUCAAGCCAAAAUCCAAAGAAAGAGUGGAACUGGAUCCAUGAGUGGUGGAGGGGAGACUGAGAUCUGACAUUUGUUUCUCUUACACAGCACCAUCCACACACCCAGUAGCAAAUGGCUAAGAAACAGGGAGGAGUUUCUAAAGCAGUUUGUGAUAUGACAUGUGGUGCCACAGAUGUUUGGAGAAACCAUUCAAGCAAUUCUACCGUGCUAGCACAAGCCCCUUGGGCAAACCAGAGCAGCACUUUUGGAUCUUUGCCAUUUUUUACAGUGAACUAUUUGUUUUUGUCGUGAAUCCUUAUAAUAGAAGGAACAGGAAGGUAGAAGCAUCCCACCCACAGGGCUGGCCCAAGACCAAAUGCAAGGAACAUCCCCACCAGCCCCCUCUCUUUGUUCAGGUUUUGGGAUGUCUUGUUUUUUAUUGGAUUCAUAGUCCAUUUCAUGACUGUGCACAAUUUGCAAUCAUGCAAUUUCCAUCCACAGUUCUUGUGGAUCAGGAACUAGUUAAGUUAGCAGGGAGCAAAGAGUAGUAUGGAGCUCAGAAAAUCAAGUGUUUCCUCCCCCUCCUCCCAAGGAUCUGUAUUCAUCAUCAUCAUGAUCAAACCUUUAUUGGCAUCACAUACAAACAUUCAGAAUAAAUAGGCCAGUGUGAUCUUGUCGCCAUUUCAACAGUACAGUCAUACCUCUUGUUAGGUUUGCUUCAGGUUAAAUCUUUUCAGGUUGCAUCCCAUGGCGACCCGGAAGUACCGGAAAGGGUUACUUUCGGGUUUCGCCACUUGCACAUGCGCAGAUGCUCAAAAUGAUGUCAUGCGCAGAAGCAGCGAAUCGCGACCCGCGCACACGCAGAUGCAGGUUGUGUUCUGCUCAUGUUGCGAACGGGGCUCUGGAAUGGAUCCCAUUCGCAACCAGAGGUACCACUGUACAGUCAUUUGCCAAAGGGAAGAAGAGGGGAGCAAGAUCUGUAUUCGGACCUGCGCUUUUUAAGCAGUGAUGUGAACAAGUUUUCUGAUAGUAUAUACUAAGUUGUUCAGGGUUGUUAAAAGAAAAGAAAAAGGACUCUGAAGAACUCGGAAAGGACCUCUCCAAAGGGUGAAUGGGCUUUAAAAUAGCAAACACAAUUCAUUGUAAACAAGUGUAAAGUGAUGCAUGUCAAAAAAUAUUAAAUUCACAUAUACAUUCAUGAGGUGUUAACUGGCAGCGAUGGACUAGGAGCAAGACUUUGGAGCUGUAGCAAAUAGGUCAGUGGAGAUGUCAGUGCACCAUGCAGUAGCUGUGAAAAAAAGAGCAGAUUCCAUGCUGAGGGAUCAUAUUGAAAGGAACUGAGAAUAAAAUUCCUGACAUCAUUAAUGCUGUCAUGGGGUGCAGCCACAUUUGGAAUGCUGUGUACUAUUCUGGCUGCCUCACCUCAUAAAAAGAGAAAUGGUAAAGUUGGGAAAGGUUCAGAAGAGGGUAACCCAAAUGAUCAUGAAGAUGGAGCAAGUCCUCUAAGAGGAAAGGUUGCAUCAUUUGGGCCUUUUUUACUUUAGGGGAAAGGCAAAUAAGGGGUGACAUGAUAGAAGAGCAUAAAAUUAUGCACGAUGGAGAGAAAGUGGCUGGAGAAAAUUUGUUCUCUCAUAACAUUGGAAUGUGUGGACACCCAGUGGAAGCUGAAUGUCGAGAGAUUAAGAACAGGCAAAAAAAAAAAAAAAGUACUUUUACUCACCCAGUGCAUAGUUGAACUAUGGGAUUCGCUCCCACAGGGGACAGUGAUGGCUACCGACAUGCAUGGCUUUAAAGGAGGAUUAGACAAAUCCGUGGUGGUAAAGACUAUCAGUGGCUUCUAGCCAGGAUGCUCCUAAAUACCAGUUGCUGGAAACUGCAGUCGGGGAGAAUGCUCUUGUGCUCAGGUCUUGGUUUCAGGCUUCCCGCAAGCAUCUGGUUGGCUGCUGUGAGAACAGCAUUCUGGAUUAGAUUGGGCAUUAACCUCAUCCAGCGCCUCUUCUUAUGUUUAUCCCUGUCAUAAUAAGGUUAGAAAGUUGCACAUAUGAAUCUGAUUCCAGUUGCUUACACACAGCCACAUUCAUUCUCCCAGUAAAUUAUUAAUUAUUAUUAUUAUUAUUAUUAUUAUUAUUACAACCCCACCCAUCUGGCUGGUUUUCCCCCGCCAUUCUGGGCGGCUCCCAACAGAAUAUUAAAAACACGAUAAAACAUCAAAAAUUAAACGCUUCCCUAAACAGGGCUGCCUUCAGAUGUCUUCUAAAAGUCAGAUAGUUGUUUAUUUCCUUGACAUCUGAUAGGAGGGCGUUCCACAGGGCGGGCGCCACUACCGAGAAGGCCCUCUGCCUGGUUCCCUGUAACCUCACUUUUCGCAGUGAGGGAACCUCCAGAAGGCCCUCGGAGCUGGACCUAAGGCUGAACGAUGGGGGUGGAGACGCUCCUUCAGGUAUACUGGGCCAAGGCCGUUUAGGGGUUUAAAGAUCAGGACCAACACUUUGAAUUGUGCUCGGAAACAUACUGGGAGCCAAUGUAGGUCUUUCAGUUCGCAUCUAACGCCAAGCCAAACCAUGGCUAAGUGCGAAGGAGGAACUUGCUGUCAAAAUCAUGGCCGUUCCUCCUCGGUGCUGCUGCACUGCAGAGUGCUAUAUCACAGUUUGGCUUAGUGUUGCAUUCGAAAUCCAGGCUCAUGGUUUGUAUGGUUAAUGAGACAACUGGUUAACUAGAUAGCUGGAGAUAGAUUCCUCCCCCUGUCUCCUCAGGGGUCACCUGGGUCACCACCUAAUAAAUCCAGCCCUGCACCCCAACACUGGGCAGGAGGUGAAGAUAGCAAUCUUACACACCCCAGGAAUACAUCCCAUUCUGCUGCCAAUCCCAGGAUUGUGGAGGGCUGUGUUCAGUUUCUGCACCAAUGUUUGUAUGGACACAUUUAUAUCAACCAGAACCAAUGCUGGUAUCAGCCUGGUUAUGAAUACAGUGGUACCUCGGGUUAAGUACUUAAUUCGUUCCGGAGGUCCGUUCUUAACCUGAAACUGUUCUUAACCUGAAGCACCACUUUAGCUAAUGGGGCCUCCUGCUGUGCCGCCGGAGCACAAUUUCUGUUCUCAUCCUGAAGCAAAGUUCUUAACCUGAGGUAAUAUUUCUGGGUUAGCAGAGUAUGUAACUUGAAGCAUAUGUAACCUGAAGCGUAUGUAACCUGAGGUACCACUGUAUCCCUUUCAGUUGUUUUUCAUUAUUUUUCUGUGUGGGAUCAAACCUUCUUGCUUUCCUUGCUCUGUUUUUCCAUUGCAUUUUAACAUCUCAGUUUUAUUUUUAUCUAAUUCGCUUUCUGUGGCCAGAUAGUAGUUUUCCUUGAACGCAUUUACUCCCCAACCCCGCCAUUCUCUUCCAGCUUCCCCCUUACUAACCAUUUCCUGUUUCUCUCUCUUUCUCUCUCUCUUUUCCUUAAGGGAGUCCUGCUGCUUUCUGUUCCCUUUCCAUGCAGCUGUGCUCUCUUCUGUCUCCAACUGUUUGUCUCGGAGAGCCAUGUCCAAGUCUUGUAAACACUGGUGGGAUUCUGAUGUCUUUUCUUGCUCCACGUUCAGCAUUCAUGGCUAACAGGUUAGUUCAUCGUAGACAAUGGUAAAUGGAAGCGGGGUGGGGGAGAUAAUCUGGAUUUAACCACUUAGGAAAUACGCUACAAAGUUUUAGUGCAGCCCCCCCCGCCUUCUUUUUUCUUCCUGUGUGCAAGGAUAGGUUUUUGGCAACUGCCAACGCUUGCUACCUUACCAACACAGCCUGACAGAAAGCCUUGGCUUCAACCCACAGCAAGCAAACACAUCAGAACAACGCAACUCAGCCAGGCUUUCUCCUGCUUUCUCAAUACCGGACACAAAGGCAAGCGCUGGACAGUUUCUAAAGCUGUGCAGGGGGGCAGGCAGUUUGAAUAUAAUGUCUUUGUGCGCAUGCAAAUGGAGUCUUUUUGGAUGGCAGGCACCACCUGAGCCAAUGGAGGUUCCAUCUGCCUUCACAAGUAUAUAAAAAUUCCAGCUAGAGCCAAGACUGCUCAUGGAUGGUGGUGGUUUUUGCAAAGAAUUUCAUUUGAAAAACACCCCUCAAAAGCCCAUAACCCUUGAAAAGAUUUUCAGCACUCCUUUUUUUUUAGGUUCAUUUGUGAAACCCUCCACUUUCUCCGCCUAUUUUUUUUAAUUGAUUUUUGAAAAUAUGAUCAGAUGAACCAUAUAUUCUCCUGCCUUUCUUCACCCCCACCUUUCAGUGUGGCUCACAGUGAGAAGACGAGGGAAGGGGGCGAUCAUUAUGUGUAUCUAUUUGACCUAGCUCUGUAUUGUGAUGCUAUGGCUCCGGCGCCAGGCUUGUAUUGUUUUUAAUCUCAAGUGCCUUCACUUGCCCUCAGUGACAUCUUUAUAUAGCUCAAUCUGAUUGGUUACGUAGAUUGUGACAUUUUCCUCAUUCACUGUGUGAUCCCUGGUGGGCUAGAAUCACCCGGGAAGGAGGAAGAACCACAGAAUAUACGAUAUAAAAGUUUUGAGAGAAAAUGUCUACACAGCUAGUACUGCAAGGUGAAAACUCGAAAUCAAAACUGGGAAAUAUUCGUUGCAGUUCCAUCCUCAAGCAUCAUCGUGGAUUUCUCGCUCGUUUAUACUCAGGGACUCGGCCUGGAACUUGGUGAAACCAGGACUUUCUUUGCAGCUUCCAGUCAGCUGCAACUUCCUCGCAAGCUCCAUUGAAUUGAAUGGGAGUUUGCACAAGAACUCACUACAGCUCUUGUGCAGCUCCUGUUUGGCUGCUAACCCCAAUGGCUAUGUUCUGCCUCAAUAAUAAUAAUAAUAAUAAUAAUAAUAUAUUUAUACAUACCCUGCCCAUCUGGCUGGGUUUCCCCAGCCACUCUGGGCGGCUUCCAACAAAAGAUUAAAAUUACAUUAAAACUGUAAGGGGCACUAUGGUUCUGAUAGUAGUUGCUGGAAACCACAACAGGGAAAGAGUGUUGUUGCACUCAGGUCUUGUUUGCAGGCUUCUCAUAGCCAUCUGACUGACCACCGUAAGAACAGGCUACUGGGCUUGAUCCAGUAGACACUUGCAUUCUUACUUCUUGAUCCAGAAGACACUUGCAUUCUUACUUCUUUCAGUGGGGCUUGGGAAUAAUUUGCUUAAUAAGCCCAAUAUACACGAGCCUUUUCCUGAUCAUGCAGCCCUCCCCACCCCACCCCUUCUUCUCACCAGCCCUGGACAAAUUGCCAGAGUUUUCAGUUAACCAUAGUUUUCCUGUUUGGACCAAACAGGCCACUGUGGUUUAGGCUUCAGAACGAGUCAGGAUUUUAAACCAUGGUUUGAAGUUAGGUGAUGAUCUGGGCUUGUUUCCAAAACCUGGUAACCUCUAUGGUUUAUUGAAGACUUCUGCAUUUCAUUCUGGCACACAUGACUGAAUGCAGCCAGUCUCUCACCAACUAAGGCAGAGAUGAAGAACCUGUAGCUGCCCAAAUGUUGUUGGACUGCAACUUCUAUCAUCCCUGACCAUUUGCUAUCCUGGCUGGGGCUGAUGGGAGUUGGAGUUUAAGAAGAUCUGGAGGGCUCCAGGUCCCUCAUUGUUACAGUUUUAAAAAAAUAUUAGAGAGAAGCCCUCGUCUAAAAGUUGCUAAAUGUGAUUGGUAUUUUAAAUAAAUUUUCACUGUAUUUCUACAGAAGGGAUGCAGGCAAUUUGAAAAAAAAAUGUUAUAUGGUCUCCCAGAAGAAUAUUUUUAGUAGUGACUGUCGAAUAUGUGUUUCAGCUUUGAAAAUGGCAUUUUAAACUUCUGUUAUCAAUAAAGUAACUCUUUGUUCAUUCCUGUGUUUAUAGGAAAUCUUCAAAAGAAAGUUGUUUUGCUGAUGUCUAAAUCAUGUGGUAGAAAGUGUAGGAGAUAUGUGGUUUGAGCUAGCUUGCUUAAUCCUUUGAAACUCAUCACAAUUAUUUAUGGUAUCCAGAACAUAACUAAUUUUAAAAAUGUGACCUCCCUACUGAAUAACAACCAAGAUACAUAAUGGGUGCAUUGAUACGUGCACACAACCAAAUACAUUGAUAUUAUAUGUUUGGGGGUUUUUCCUACAUUCCAUUAUUUGCAAUUUAUUUUACAGUUUUUCAUUCUCGGCGGUAUGUUGUCUCAGACAGAAGGAUCCAUGCCUGAAAACACUUGAGAAAAACAUACAACGAUACAGGCUUUGUGCUUGAACCUUUUAGGGAGUCUGAUUACACUCAUCUAAUAGUUCAGGUUUUGGUAAACUGAGAUCGGGGUAGCCAAGGUUGUGGGUUCCAGAUGUGGCUGGACUGCAGCACCCUUCAUCCAUGACCAUUGGCUGAUGGGAGUUGCAGUUUGACAACAUCUGGAGGGCACCAUGUUGGCUUUCCAUGGUGUAGACUGAUAAGACACUCGGCCAUUUUUAAAGUUCUAAUAAAUUUGUGGGCUACACUAGAACUCUGCAGAUCACGUUUUCUUUUUCAAAAGUGAUGAGCUCAAGUCAAUAUAUGUAAUCCUGCCCUUCCUCUGAGCUCCCUCUCUGGCUCUCUGUCACCAAACCUACAAAGGUCCUUUGUCUCCACACUUCUUGCCAAUGGUACACAGUUCUCCUGUCCCUUGGUCUUGCCUGUGUUGUGUCUGCCCUCCCCCACCACCAGUCCCCAUGCUCCACUUUCCCCAUUUCCAACUCUUUCUUUAAUACGCUUCUCUGUUCUGUUUGGAAUUCCCUUUUUGUUAUUCACUUCUCACCCUUCUUCCUACCCGUUGGCCCUUAUUUUGACCGCUCUGGCUCUAGGAUCCUUGUCCACCCAGCAUCCCCACCUACUUUGGAAUAAAUAUUUAUAGGCUCAGGCUGCUGGGGUUUGUUGCUGUGCUUGGUUUUGGUUGUUGGUUAUUGUUGUUUUUGUACUUUUGGCAUUAUGAGGAAUCAGAUGCUGCAGCUAUGAAUGAAGUAAUGACUUCCUACCGGGAGACCAUCCAUUGUGGUUUCCUGGCACGGAAGCACAAUCCAAAGGGACACUUGAUUACUGCUAGAUGUUCCACUGCUAAUUUAGACGAGUUUCAGUGUUUCAUUUAUAAUGGGAGUAAGUGUGUGCUCUUUUCAGGCUGAAGGACGUUUCCCAAGCGAAAUAACCGCACUAAAAGCAGAUCGGCAGCAAAUUUUCUAAAAUGCAGCUUAUGGAAACUUCACUUAAUUUGUGGCCAGUAGGAAAAAGAAAAACUUAAAAGGCUUGCUAACCUUUAGUGGCAUUCAGUCAGUAUGUUCAGUGCAUUUUGCCAGUUAUCUAUACCUAAUUGGCAUGGAAAAUUGAACUCAUGACUCCUUGUAGGAAAACGCACACAUGGGUGUGUGUUUUUCACCCUGCUCUGUGGGUUACAGGAGAAUCUCCACUAUUUCAGUUGGUUAAAGGCUUUCCCUUGGAAGAAGCCGAGGUCAAGCAUUCUGUUCCCUGUGCUUUCAUAUCUGCGGUCAAAGUGGUGAUUUGUAUUGUCUUCAUUCACAGUAUGCGGUCGUGGAUUAAUUACAUAUUGGCGCCUGCCUGGUGGAGUGAAUUCCCAUCACCCCUGAAGCCAAUGUUUGCACUAAUUUAAGAUGAGUUUUUUUAAAUGGGUGGGAGGGCCAAGUAUAAGAAGCCAGUUAGUGCAGAAUUUGGCCCUGCAGUACAAGCCUUGGCAAGGGGUUCUUGGCAAGGAAUCCUUCCUUUUCUCAGCUUUGGUAGGAGCUGCUUCAGCAUUAGUAAGAAGAGCCAAACAAGACUAUUAUUAUAACAUAUUGGGAAUUUUUGAAUUGGGCAAGGUUACUGUUAGUGAUGGGGAAGAACUGAGGGGUGCCCUACGGUUUGAGGGAAAGGCAUGGAUUUGAUUUUUUUUAAUGGAGGGGAGGAUGGGGACCGAACUGCACUUGUUAUUCAUGUGUGUGGUUUUUUUUCCUUUUCUUUUUAACCACUGCUUGCAACCCUGGAUUGUUGGGUGUGCUUAAACCACAGUUUCCUAGUUUGGGUGCUAUGGCAAACUGUGGUUUAACAAAUCAGGAAGUAUUCAGCAAAGUCAGAUCCUUGGGAUAAACACAAGCACUUGUUCAUUCCUGGUCAUGGCUUGUUGGGCUGGGAAUGUGAUGUUUAAACCAAACUAUUGGCACAGGUGCUUUUGGAGGCAAUCUCCCUUGGGAGGAAGAGCUCACUUAGGUCUUCAACCAGUGAAUCUACAUCCACAUGUGGAUCAGGAAGAUACGCCAAGUGAUUCUUGACCAAGUUGUUACUGCCAUGUUGGAUUUCAGCUACAGCUGGCUAGACCAAAAUACGCAAUGGGCAUGCUUUUCUAAUUAGACUCUCAGCUUAUCAAUUUCCACAAGUGCUGCAAUAUGGCAGGAGAAAAACAUGAGCCAUUCUAAGCCCAUGAUUCUGUAUUUCAGGCUGUGUGUAUUACGUAUUGGGCAAAGAGCAUUCAGCAUCCUAAGAUUCUUAGUUUUCCAUUUAAAAACAUGAAGUUGCUAAGCCUGGGGUAACCCAACAUGAUGCUCUUCUGAAGUUGUUGGAAUACAAGUCCCAUCAUCCCCGACCAUUGCCCGUGUUGGCUAGGGCUGAUGGAAGUUGGAGUCCCAACCACAUCUGGUGUGCACUAAUGUUUGCUUAACCCCACACUAAGCUGUAUGACUGCAAAAGUGUGCUUGAAUGUUUGUGGGAGUGUUCCUACAGGUUUCAUUGGAGUGAGAAUUCAGUGUUCUGCAUAAAGUCCCUCCCCCAUCUUAGAAGAACCAGAGUAAAUAUGCUUAAUACCUUUCAGUGUAUAUGUAGACCUUCAUUCUAGUACCCUUUCAAAUGGGGUGGUUGGCUCACAGGCCAUAGGACCCCGCUUUUCUUGAUAGUUCGUUCCCAUGGUACAAGUUCUUUUUGCUACCCUGUGGGAGGAUGAGCAGGAUAUACAUUCCAACAAUAAAGUCCCCUUGGUGUAGAUGCUCUAAUUUUAACACGCGUAACCCUGCCUAUAGCCUAUAGCUAUCUCACUGAAGGAAUAGCAGCAAUCCCUUUGGGAAUGCAAGACCCAGAGGACGUUUCAGAGGAUCCCAAUAUGUUCAUGUAGCCGUAAAUAUUAACUAGUGAAAGUGUUGCUUGGGGAUUCUAAGAAGAAGGAGGAAAAAAUCAAGGUAGUUCUGAAACCAGUCAUUAAAAUUACUGCAGUUUUAGAAAGUUCAAGAUGCUGUCUUGAUUCAAAAUGGCACCCACUUGUAUCCAAAUAUAGUCAGAUACCUGCUUCUUGAUCUCAGCAUCCAUCAUGCAAAUGAAUCAGGACAAUGGGACCAUGUAGUCCAGCAUUCUGCUCUUGGAGUGGCCAACCAGAGGCCUUUGGGAAACCUGCAAGCAGGACCUGAAAACAAGGGUAUUCUCCCCUCCUGUCGUUUCCAGCAACUGGUAUAUCUUAAGGAUCCAAAUGCUCAUAGAACAGACUAAGAAAAGAAACAGUUUUCCAAAGUAUAUAGUGUUUGUUUGUUUGUUUGUUUGUUUGUUUUUGUUCCUAUAUGAAUGACAGUGCUUAGAGAGCAUUUCCUUUCAUUUAGCUCUGGAAAAGGAACAUUGUUAAUUGGAGCAAGCCCAGAAGCAUUAUAAUUUCUCCCAAGGAAUUUUAUGACAUCCUCUGCUGGCAUCUCUCAGGCCUUGUUAUUUAAAAUAGAUCAGAUGGGGACCCCGCCUUGCAAGGCAUAAGCCGGAAAGAGCCUAUUCAGUCUAGUUCAAGAAUGUGGCAGUAGCAAGGAGGCAUAUUUCAGCACGACAUAUUCAAUUCCAUGUUCUUUCAUGUGCCUCAUCCAUAAGUGGUUCUUGUGAUUAAACACUGAGCUAGUUUGAGUUGGGAUAGCAGAGCCUUCAGAUGUCCAGGAAUGGAAAGAGACCUUGAACAUUGUGGUCAGAAGGCAGAGGGCCUCAUGCUUUCAGAGAACAAAUGCACUUUGUAGUAUUCAUGUCUGCAUCUGCUGACUGUCCCCAUGGUUCUGGUUCCAUUAUUCUGGAGUUUAGGUCUCCUCUCCAGUCCAUGGCCCAUUCUUCACAAACCUAGAUCUCAAGCAUUACUUGCUCCUUGAACCCCGGCAUUUGCAACUGUCCCAGGCUAUGGUCUGAAGCUAAGCAGAUGUGGGUCUGGCCAACACCUUGAUGGGGUAUCAUCUGGGAACCACAGAAACACUGCUUUGGGUUGUAUGACAAAAGGAUGUAGGGCAGGAUAUACCGUAUUUUUUGCUCUAUAAGACUCACUUUUUCUCUCCUAAAAAGUAAGGGGAAAUGUGUGUGUGUCUUAUGGAGCGAAUGCAGGCUGCGCAGCUAUCCCAGAAGCCAGGAACAGCAAAAGGGAUCGCUGCUUUCGCUGCGCAGUGAUCCCUCUUGCUGUUCUGGCUUCUGGGAUUCAGAAUAUUUUUUUUUCUUAUUUUCCUUCCCCAAAAACUAGGUGCGUCUUAUGGUCUGGUGCGUCUUAUAGAGCGAAAAAUACGGUAAAUGUAAAAUUGCUAACUUGCAGUAUCAGCUUGUUCUUAGUACCAACAUUUCUAUUGAAAAGAUGCAAUUACAUAUUUAUUGAUUCAGUGGGUAUGUGGAUGAUGCAUGGCCUAUAUGAUGCUGCACCUCCUCCACCUGUCCAGUUGACCUGUGGUAAACUAGACGGUCGUUCUGCUCAGGUAUCUUAAUUGCUGUCCACCACGAUUCGUCAUUCCCCUGAGACGGUUUAGGUCAGGAUUAGAUUCAGUACCUGACCCCACUUCAGUCCUCGAAUGGUUCCAGUUCCUGAAUUCCUCAAGUAGGAUGUUUGUUUAUUUCCAAACUCACCCAAGGCUCAUUCAUAUCUGUAUAUUCAUAAGUGGUGAUAAUUAAAUGCCUUAUUCAGGGGCAGCAGGCCACUGAAUACCAGUUUCUGUGUUAGAAAGCUUUUGCCUGCAGGCCCUGUUUUUGUGGACUUCCCAGAGACACCUGCUUGGCUCCUGUUAGAAGCUUGAUUCAACAGAGCUGUUCUUACGAUUUCUAAAAGAAUUGCUGUAUUUAUAAGGAACCUUAGAGUUAGCAUUUUCAAUAACAAAACAAAACAAAAAAAAAUUGCCAUGCAUCUUAUGUAACAUUAGCAGUACAGUUCUCUACAUUUCUCCUCAGAAGCUGCAGUCAUUUACAUGCUUACCUGGGAUUAAGCCUCGCUGGUCUCAUUGAGACUUAUUUUUGAGUAAAUAUGCAUAGAAUUGCACUUUAAAAUGUAGGUUUGUGUCUCUGCAAAGGGGCUUUGAGGUCAAGCUGAAAGUGGUGAUACUGUUGGUGGGUGGGUGUGACAGAAUAUAACUGUGUGCUUACUUUGUUUUUCCACUAGCUUCCCCCCCCCCUUUUUUUUUCUUUUUUGCCUCAAGAAGUUAUUUGUGGGAUUAAAAUAACCCCCAUCUGUUGUCUGCAGUAUAUGAAUUUCCGGAAAGGGGAAGCCAUGAACUUAAUGAUUUUAGUCUUCCAGCAAAAUAAUUUCAAGUAUGCAGAGUGUGAAUUUUAAACAAUAUAUAUUCAUUUUCAUUAGUACACAAUUCUCCUACUAUUCUCUACAGAUGCUUCUGUUCCUAUGUGGGGAGGGGGGAGCACAUUCACAACAGGAACUAUGGUACCUUCUGCUUUCUGCUGUGACAGAAGUAUUCCCUGCUCUUAAAAAAAAGUGAUGCCUUGACAAUCGCCCAGAUUUUCAUGUUUGUUAAUGGAUGUUUAUCCUGGAGGGAAACCUGCUAUCCAUUUGCCCUGGGAGGCAAAUGGUCUGUAUCUGAAUAUUUGCCCUAUCCUGUAGGUUGGGGGUGAGGAACUUCGGGCCCAGAGACUAAAUGUGGCCCUCCAAGCCUCUCUGUACGGUCCUCAGAACUCUUCCCAGGUCAUGCUCCCAAGGCCACGCCCUUCACCAGCAUUGUUCUGCACCUUCUUCCAGUUGCAUGGCGUGCGUCCUUGAACUGCGAUCGUACCUCUUGCUUGCAAGGCCAGACAGUGACAUGAGUCUGGUGACACCCCCACCUCUGCUGUGCAGCCCAAAGAAGAUCACACUUGGGCUGAAGAAGUUUCUCCAACCCUGUGGCACUCCAGCUGUUGAUGAGUUGCCAUCGCCUCUGACCACUGGCCAUGUUGGCAGGGCUGAUGGGAGUCAGAGUCCAACAACUUCUGAAGGGCUGCAGGUUUCCUACUCCUGCCUUAGGCACACCUUGUGCUAAAUAAUAAUAAUAAUAAUAAUAAUACUACCUCUGGGCGGCUUCCAACAGAAUAUUAAAAUACAACAUUAAACAUUAAAAGCUUCCCUAAACAGGCUGCCUUCAGAUGUCUUCUACAAGUCUGGUAGUUGUUUUUCUCUUUGACAUCUGGUGGGAGGGCGUUCCACAGGGCGGGUGCCACUACUGAGAAGGCCCUCUGCCUGGUUCCCUGUAACUUGGCUUCUUGCAGCGAGGGAACCGCCAGAAGGCCCUCGGCACUGGACCUCAGUGUUACUGUCCAACCUCUUAUGCCGUCGUGAACAUCAUUUUGCACAAACCUCCCUGAGCUAACAGGAGAAAAAACAACUGAUCUGGCCAACGCAUAGCAAUAGGAGCACAUUAUACUUCAAAAAUAGAGCUGUCAUCAAGUGGAAAGGCAUGUUCAGCUGCACAUUAAGAAGCGGGGGCUCUCUCUCAAUCCCCCCCCCAAUCGAGACAGAUGUUUUUAUUGGUAGACAUCUGAGAAAACUGUACUUUUCAGGGAGUUCGGAUUUAUCAGAUGUGCAUGGUUCACGGCACAGGGUUACUGAGCUGCUCUAUCUGGCAGAUAAUCCUGCUCAUCCUCCUUUUCAUUCAUGUAAUUAAAUUUGGAGGUUAAAUCUUCCCUGCUAGUGGUUGAACAGCAUUAAAAAACUGUCUUUCUUCUGUCUCCUUCCCCACCCUGGCUGAAACUGCUCACGCAGUGACGCCAUUGGGUGGAAGGUUAAUCUACAGCAGAGUGGAGAAACACAAUAUAUCACAUUGUUUCUGUGCUCUGAAAGAACUCAUCAUUAGAAAACAUCUCACUGUGUUGCAGUUGCACUGGCCCAGUCGCCUUGUGCAGCGUUAUGGGCUGCCAUCUGCAAGCGCCAUUCAGCUGUAGUCACCCAGAAUCAAGGAUGGAAAUAAUUUCUGCUUGCGAUUGAAAAGCCGCACAAGAUCAGCCAGGCCUUCGUUCUGCAAAUCUGCUAUUAACACUCUUUCCAUCUAUGCAUAGAUGGGCAGCAAGUUGGACUGGCACUGGGAUGAGCAUUUUGAUAAGAGUGCAAUAUUAGCCGAUAGAGUAGAUUGGCACCUGCGGUACUGCUGUUGUUGUUGUUACUACUACUGUUAGAUUUAAUUAAUCACAUUUUUUUGCUGUGACUUACACUGCAAAAAUAAAAAUCAGAUAUAAAGGACAGGAAACAAAAACAGGGUCACCCUAACCUAUAAUUUGGCUAUUUCAAGGCUGAGCAGAACCAAGUGUGCAUAGUUAUUUGUGCUCUCCCUGCUCUGGGGUCCACCCCAGCCCUUAUGACAGUUGUUUGUAACACUUGCCAAUAUAAAGGAGAAGCUUCACAUCUUUAGCGGAGGGCGGUUUUACUGAAAAGAAACUUCUUGCUGUACCACAGCUUCUAUUUCCCCUCCAUGCAUUGUUUGAGUGCAUUAUGCACUUUGAAACAUUCAUUUUAAAGACCCACGCUUGCAGUUUCUCCCCCUUAGACAAUCUUCCGCGCUUAACCAGAACAAUUAAAAAACUCAACUCACUUAGCUAUUGAUAACUUAACUUUGGAGGCUAUCAUGAAAUCAGCAACACAAACCAAAUUGAAAUGCACCCUGCUGCUGCUUGAUUCCUUUAUUUAUUUCAAGUGUUGAAGAACAGAUAAGGCCAUCAAAUGUCACAGCUCAGACAAAACAGCUCUGGAGUUCUGUUAAAAUUAGGAUGCCACCAGGGCAUUCUGGGAGCUGCACUUUCAUUGUUGUGUUCUCAGUCGUCCAACAAAAAAAUUCCAGGGGAAAAAAGGGCUGCAUCCUUUACAAACACCUAUUAAUCAUGGCACAUUGUCCAUUACGCCAGAUCUUUUCUUGGGGUCUGGUUCAAGGGAAGGAGAUUUCCUGUUACAAGCAUGAUGAGUAUACAAAUUCCAUUUUCAUGAAACGUUUCAUCCGGAAUUUGCUGCUAAUGCUUCCCAACAUGCUAAAAAUAAAGGAAGGUGUGUACACGCUUAGGGACACUUAAGACCUUUCUGCAAGGAGCAACCAUAAGUCUGGGCACAUUGUUGUCAUUCUUCCAGCAUUGACUGGAGGCUAAUAUGUGAGUCACAACUAGUGGUGCUGGAGAAAUUCAUUUGGUCCAUGCUUUUAAGCAAACUAACCUAACACGUGCUCUUCAGCAGAAUACAGUCGUACCUUGGAAGUCAAACGGAAUCCGUUCCGGAAGUCCGUUCAACUUCCAAAAUGUUUGGAAACCAAAGCACAGCUUCUGAUUGGCUGCAUGAAGCUCUUGCAGCCAAUCAGAAGCCGUAGAAGCACCAUAUGACGUUCGGGUUCCAAAGAAUGUUCGCAAGCUGGAACAGUCACUUCCCAGGUUUGUGGCGUUUUGGAACCAAAACAUCCGAGUACCAAGGCGCUCGGGGUCCAAGGUACAACUGUAUGUGGAGCGGACACAGUUGUCCUUUGGAUUGUGCAAACAAGCUUUUAAUACAAUCAAAAACCAAAAAACAACAACCCUAGGUUUAAAAAAUAUAAUUAAAGACGAGCAAAAUAGGAUCACAACAACAGUAACUUAGCCCGAACCAAUUUUUAAUGGUGAAAAUGUUAAAAGGCUUUCCAGCUUGCCUUUUAAAGGGAGGGGGCCAAUCAAAUCUCUCUAGGGAGAGAGUUUCAUGACAUGGGUGCAGCAGCUGAGAAGGCCCUGCCCCAUGUCCCAUCCAGCCACAACUCUGAAGGCAAGAAGGCAGUUCUGAAUACAAUGGAUGGGGAAAUUCACAAGGAAAGAAGGAGAUGGCCUUCUUCUAAUUUAGGCCUUGUCCAAGAGUGUCUCUGCCAGCUUCUGUGCUUUGGACUGAUUGUGAUGCAGUUAAGAUGAAUAAAAGCUGGUCUAUAAAAAUCUAUAUUGUUGACACAUCCCAAACCUGAUGUACUUUAAAAACACACACACACACACACACACACACACUUUUUUGCACUUUCUAGGAGCACCAUAUCAACAGGUUUCUUCUGAGGGAGGAAGGGGGUGAGUAUAACAGCUCAGAUGAUAGGCAACUAGGGAUGUAGUAAAGGGCCCGUCCAUAGUUUUAACGAGGCGGAGUGCUGGAAAUUUAUUGCAGCCGCAUUUGUGCCAUUAUUAAGUUAGCCUUUGUUCUGCCAGAACAGUUUUUAAAAGAUUCCAUUUUCUGCUCAGCUACUGCAAGCCGGCAGAUGUGUGCUGCUUUGUGCAACUUUCACAUCGGCAGCCCUGUUUGUGGGACUCCUCUCUUUCCUGAGACCACCCAAUUCAUUGCACAUGUAGCUUCAGAUGGAUUCAAGAUCCCUCUGGCCUCCAGAAAAGAAAAGGAAGACUGUAAUAAUAGACUAACCCACCCAGUUCAAAAGACAUGAUCUAAUACUGGAAGAAUUGGCAACCUAAAAGUCGCUGCUGUUAUGGAAGCUUUGAGAAGGUGGCUCAAGAAACGUAUUAUGCUGGGAAUUUCUCUCUACGGUACUUAAAGGAGCAUAUACAGAAAGCUUUAAACAUUGCUUUUGGGGUUUGUUCUUCGAAAUUCCAUUUUUCUGGGACGUUUAUAAAGUACAGGAUAAGGGGAUAAGGCUGCAAUCCAGCUUCUGGUGAUGUUUCUCAUGAUUGCAGCUGGAGAGGCAGUGCAUUUAUUCCUGCCACAGGUCUCUGCCAUGGAUGCAUUCUUGCAGAAUACAGUCGUACCUUGGAAGUCAAACGGAAUCCGUUCCGGAAGUCUGUUCGACUUCCAAAACCUUUGGAAACCAACGCGCGGCUUCUGAUUGGCUAUAGGAAGCUUCUGCAACCAAUCAGAAGCCAUGGAAUCCCCAUCGGACGUUCGGGUUCCAAAAAUAAUUCACAAACCGGAACAGUCACUUCUGGGUUUGUGAUGUUUGGGAGCCAAAACAUUCUACUAGCAAGUGUUUGACUUCCAAAGUACGACUGUAUCUGUGAGGCCUCAGCUAAGUUCACAGACAGGCUGCAGUUGGGGAUCCCAGGCAGGCCGGCUUAAGAUUCAAAGGCAGAGGGUGUGGUCUAUGAUGGAUCAGGCUGUAGAGCACAAAGGCAUGGAAAAUGAGAGGGAUGGAGCAAGUCCACUUAGCAGCAUCUGCCAAGGACCAACUGAGCACAUGACUUGGGAUAUUGCUGUUUUAUUAAGUCUUGUAGGGUCUUGAUUGGUUUGAAGGGUCAACGGACAAUAUCCAUGCGGGUAUUGAAAUCUAGAGGAUAUAACUGAGCCACAGAGUUUAAUUUGCUGAUGAACCAGAGUGUUGAUGAUAUAGAUGAUAAGGCACAGGAGACUGGCUGCUGUAAACUUGGAUUGAAGCCCACUAAAUAUUCCUAGCCAGCUUGCUGUGGUGGCUACAUUUGCAUGAUGAAAUGUCAGUUGAGUAAGCCAAGACAUGCACGAGCUUCACAGCCACUUUGUUUAUGUAAGCCAGGAAGCUACAGGUAACCAUAGCUUCCUUUGAUGUCUGAAUCAGGAAACCAAGGUUAACAGAUAAAAUAUAGCUUCCAGAUCCUGGCUUCUUUGGAAGCUAUUUACCCUAGUUGCCAGUUCAGACGUAAUGGGAAGCUGAAGUAGCUUAAGCUUCCUGGUUCGUAUACUUGCUUGUGCAAAGGGAGCAUGUAGGUUGUGCGUAUCACAGUUUAUAAGCCAGGAUUUGAUGGUGCGAAUGCAUCCACCAUCUUCAGAGGGAAGCCUGAAGUCAUCCACGGCGCCUUCAGAUAUUUCUGAGUUCUGGCAACGUCAGAGAGCAUAGAUGAAGGUUUGCUCAGAUAAAGAUUAAGGUGCUCUUGAUGCCUUUCCCGCCUCCCCAUCGCCUGGGUUCCACUCAUCUUCAUAGGUCAGCCAUUGUUAGAUGUCUGCCCUCUAUAAAGUUUUCAGAACAGAUUUAAAAGAUGUUUCCUGAUGGCAAUUUCUUCAAUUUGUCACGGGGAACUGUGAUGAAUUGUGGAGCAAAAUACUGUGAAGUGGCUUGAAAGCAGUACUUAAUGAUUCAUGGCAAUAUGUUCAAUUUAACUGGAAUACAAAAUUGGUGAUAAAAACUGCUUUUUUUCAAUAUCAUCUUUAAAGCUCUGAAAAAGCAUGGGAAUGAACCGUCUAGCUCAGAAGGAAGCCAGCAUGGUGCUCUCCCAAUCAGCGUUGGACUAUUGUUUAUGCUGAUGGGAGCUAGAGUCCAGGAACAUCAGGGAGGCAGUAAAUUGAAUCUCCCUCGCUGAUUAGAAGACAGUUGUGAGUCCAAGUUGACCUUUAAAUAUGAUGGAAUAAAAUCCCAAUUUUAGGUUGCUAAACUUUUUAUUUAUUGUAUUUUUAGCCCUCCAAGGCAGUUACAUAACACAAUAUAAAAUGCAUUUGAAAUCACCAAACAACAUCCAUACAGUGCCUGGAAGAUGAAAAUGCGGUUCAUUUAACUAUCACUGAUGUUAAGAUGACUAACUUUAUUGUAUCUGUGUAAUCUAUCCAAGGGCUUUUUAGUUUCUACUGAGAUUGUUUUAUUUUUGUUUAUAAAUUUAAUAAAUUUUGUUUGUAUUUGUUGCAUCAGUAACAAUAAAAAUGGGGGAGGCUCGGCAAAAAAAUAUUGAAACUGAGUUAAAGCACAAGCAGAAAUAGUUCAAAAACAUAGCAUAAGACAACUGUAAACGAAAUUAGCAGUUUCAAAUUUAAAACAUUUAAGGAAAAACCAAUUUGGAACACUUUAAGGUAUGCUUAAAGCUUUGCAUAGAAGAGGCGUGGCUCAGUUCACUGGGGAGGGAAUUUUUUAACCAGUGGGUCACCACUGAAAAGGCCCUUCAAGAGGGGGGGAAAUAUUAAUAUAGAGAGUGGAAUUCAGUGUUGCUACUUUUGAUCCAGUGGAGGUGCCCACUAACAUGUGAGAAAGGGAGACAUUCCCCACCCACACCCCCAAUUCACGCUGUAGCCCUCUCAGCUCCAUGAAAAUCUGCUCCAGAGGGUUGGGGGCUUCAGGGGAGAGAGGGAAUUGCUGAAAAUUACCUCUUUCUCUUAUUCAUAUGCCUCCACUGGAUUACAGUCAUACCUUGGGUUGAAUGCGCUUCAGGUUGAGUGUGUUCGAGUUGCGCUCUGUGGCAACCCGGAAGUAAUGGAGCAUGUUACUUCCGGGUUUCGCCGCUUGCGCAGACGCAGACGCUCAAAAUGACGUCACACGCAUGCGCAGAAGCAGCAAAAAGCGACGCGUGCGUGCGCAGACGUGCCGUCGCUAGUUACGUUUGCUUCUAGAUGUGAAUGGGGCUCCGGAACGGAUCCCGUUCGUAUCUAGAGGUACCACUGUAUAAGACAAGCAGAACAGCAACAUUGGAUUUUACCCAUUGAAAUCACACAAGAAAAGAGUAUCAAGCAGCGCUGAUGGACUUAAGGAUGAUAUGCAAGAACAUAUUAAAGCUACUCAUAUAAUGUCACUUAUGAAAGGCAGCUAAUGCAAUACAUAGGCAUUUGCUUUGAUUUCAUUUGCACAUCUGUUCCUUCUAUUGUGGCAAAAUAUUCUUCUGCUUUGGCAGGAAUUGCAAAUAUGGUCACAAGAAUUACAUAGCAGUUUCCCCAGUAGCUGCCAGUUCACAGCUAUACAAUCCUUAACUUCUCUUAUUGGAUAGUAUAAUCCUGCGCUUUGAAAGACUCUUGGAUUCACUUUUGCAGUUCUUUGCCAGCAGCAGAGUUCUUGCCGCAGCCAAGAGUGUUAAAAUGCAAAGGAAGUAUACUUCAAAGUCUUUAAAAGGGAUUUUAUCAUUUUAUUUUUUUAAAGUAAACAAAAGACCCUUUGCUUGUUUGUUUAUUACAACUAUUAAUUGCUCUGUAUGUCUAGAAGAGUCUUGUUCCCAAAACAGAUGUCUUAUUGGUGGUUUUACCUGGGGGAGGGGGACACAGACUUUUUCUAGUAUGGAAACAUUAGAGAAAACUCACAUCUUUUUCUGCAGCAGUAAGAUGUUCUGUUUUCCUCACCCUUCUUAUUCAUUUCAGUUAUUGUCCUCUGUUCAAUAAAACUUCUAGGGUGAUUUACAUAAUACAGUAAUCAAUAUUCCGAUAGUAACUUGAAAACUACCCCCCCCCAAAAAAGUUUCCCUGAGAUUAGACCAUCCACUACAGUCAUAGUAUUUAGGUGCCUCCUUUAAAAAAAAAAAAAAAGUAUUUUGCCAGGCAUUUGGUGAUUAAUUGCACACUGCUACUGAGAGUAUAUUGCUGGUAUGGAUUUAUUGUAACCUUUAUUUCUAUUUCAUGGUUUUGUAUAUUUAUCUGGUCUUAAGGAUAGUUGUUGGGACGCAGGUGGCGCUGUGGGUUAAACCACAGAGCCUAGGACUUGCCGAUCAGAAGGUCAGCGGUUCGAAUCCCCGCAACGGGGUGAGCUCCCGUUGCUCUGUCCCUGCUCCUGCCAACCUAGCAGUUCAAAAGCACGUCAAAGUGCAAGUAGAUAAAUAGGUACCACUCCAGCAGGAAGGUAAACGGCAUUUCCAUGCGCUGCUCUGGUUCGUCAGAAGCAGCUUAGUCAUGCUGGCCACAUGACUCAGAAGCUGUACGCCGGCUCCCUUGGCCAAUAAAGCGAGAUGAGUGCCGCAACCCCAGAGUCGGCCGCGACUGGACCUAAUGGUCAGGGGUCCCUUUACCUUUAAGGAUAGUUGUUAGUUGCCCUGAGUGAGGUAUAGUAACAGACAAUAAAUGAAUCAGUUCUAUAGAGAUAGGUUUCACUGAGAUUGGUCUGUGGGCCCUUUUUGGGUACUAGCUCACAGUCAACUCAUUAGGGAUGAAGAUAUUUGUCAAAAUUAGAGUGCAAGUAAAAUGUGAUCUACUUUUAUUUUUCAGAAUGACCAGUCUAUGCAAGAUACACAGAUCAUAGGGGGAGAUGACUUCUCAAAGCUGGCUGGAAAGGUUUGUAAGAUUUUUAAAUAAAACGAGGCCGUUAUGACACCAGGAUCGGACUAACACCGAGAUUCAAAGAUAGUAUGAUUAGGGCAAUAACAAAACCUAGAGAGAAGCAAGAGGAGCAAGAUGCUAAUAAUUACUUGCUCCAAGAAAGGCAGGGCAAAGAGAAACAGUCACCUUGGUUUCAGCAUGACCAAGGGUGCAGAAUCACAGCUGGGUCCACAACUACUAUCAGAGCUAAAUACAUACUCUUUAGUAACUGGAUAUUAUUGACAGUGUACAUGUGAGCUACUGAUAAAUAUCCCCAAAAGGAUUCUAGCCCCGCAUCCUGGAGGAAAAUAUUGUUUUGCCUAGAUAUAAUCCUGUGUUUCAGAGGGCCAAAAAAAGACAAUAUGUGGAAUGCGUGAUUGCAUUUAAUAUGCCUGGAGGCGCCCCUCGCCUUCUAUUAACUAUAAUAGGUUAACCCUUUCCAACCAUCCUGCAGUCAUGCUAUUCUCCCCAUGAGUAAAUCUACCAUCAAUUACAGCUUUUCACCCAGCACAAAUGGCAACAUGGGAUGGGUCACUUUAGAGGAGACUACAGCAUAGGAGGGAAGGGUUAAACACCCCCCCCCAAAAAAAAUACACCAUUGUCCAUAUCCUGCUCUCCCACAGCUUCUGUUUUCAAAGUUGAAGGCAAAUUAAAUGCAAUUGUCUUGUUUUGGCCCUGAACCUUUUAAUAGCACCUUGGUUUGACAAUGGUAAAUCAUGGGAAUUGUCAAUGAUUUGAAUCUUUUUAUGUGCUGGAAGGCUGAUAAGCAAUUUAUUUUCAUUUCCCCCCAUUCUGCAUGCACAUACUGAUGUUUAAAAAAAGGGAAAAUAAAAUAUUUUUGUUCAAGGACAAGACUCUUUUAAUCCAGGCCUAGUUAUACGCUGAAUCACUUGAGGAGGAAGGAUGACUUUAUUUCAUUAGGCAGAUGGUCUGUGUGGGAAAGUGAUCAAAACAGCAAGCCUCGGGAUGAAUUUGGGCAGGAAACCACUAAAAUUAAUUUACACUGCAAGUGAAAUUACUCUUGUGUUAAUAGUAGGACUGGUAACUGAUUAAAGACUUUUAGUUAAUUAAUCAUCUGGCUUUUAACAGAUUAAUCAAUUACAUUUUAAUAAACUGUCCUAUUACCAAAAUCUCAGUGUCUUUUUCUCUUAUUGAAGGAACUGCAUGAUAACUUCAUGAUUUAUUUAACAAAAGCUAUCUACCAUCCAUUGUCGCCAGUACUGUCUAAAAUAGCAACUCAAACUGAUUUUCUUUUAUAUGUUGCCGGGUGGUAUAAGAAAUGGUUUCUGAGAAUUAUUGCGCAUUAGUAUUAUGUCAGUUGUUACAUGAUUAGUAUGUUAGUACCAGAACCAGUGUUUAGAUUUGCAGUGUUGAGUGUUAAAAGAGGCAAGGCUUCCGGGAUCUAAAAGAGAGAAUUUCAGCAGCUGUAGCUUGUUAUGCAAUCUACACCCACAGCAAUUCUCUCCAUUUGGCCCGGGGUGGCUAACCUGUGGUCUCCAGAUGUUGAUGAAUUCCCAUCAUCCUCAGCCAGUGUAGCCAGUAGUCUAGGAUUGACAUUUGGAGGGCCACAGGUGAACCACCCCCCAUUUUAUAAACCUGCUUCAUAUUUUCAUUAGCUGUGCUGGCAAACAGAGCAUAGGUUGCAAUUUCUUGCAAGGCUGAAUUAGCAGGUUCUCACCAGUCCCCCAUCACAUCUGCCUACCAGUCUUACUAAGGACAUUACGUGUGUUCCUUACAAAGAUUAUGUAAAUGUACCAGGUUUAUUAUAAAUAUCCUCGUUGUUCAACAUUGAGCAACCUUUGAAAAUCUGCCACAAACAGAACGCAGUUCAUAAACUCGACGUGUUUAUUUUCAUCCUUGCUUACAGAUGACUUGAAUAAUGCCAGCUGACAGGAUUAGAUAAAGCUUAAUAUCCUUUUUUCAGAAAACCUUUCCCUUUUCCCCCAUUUUCUAAAAAGAGGCUUUAAGCCAACUUCUGAGAUAUAUUAAGGAAUCAAAAGCUGCACGGAGCUAAAUAUUAACUACCUGUAUGGUGUUUUGUGACUGAAAGGUUAAUUUUGAAGAUCUACUUGCUACAAAGAAAAGAACCCUGCUGGGUUUUGUUGUCAGCAGUUAGCAAGAAAGCUUCGGUGUCAACAAGACUUCAAAAGUAUACUGCCAGAGUGUGGAGAAAGAGACUCCCUGGGGCAUUCCUAGUGUGCCAGUCAAAUGCCCUCAAAAAACAGUGGAUAUACAAAUCUGAAAGAUAGGGAUGGACUGCAGUUCCCAUGGUCCCUGACCACUGACCAUGCUGGGUGGCAUUGGUUGAAGUUGGAGUCCAACAACAUCCAAAAGGCCACAGGUUCCCCUCACCUGUAACUACCUGCCCAAGCUGAGGGUCAAACUACAGUUAGGUUAGUAGUAUGUUUCAGCUACCACACUUAGGAGAUAGCACAUUUUUUAACAAAAGCAUCCCCUGGGAUCUGCUUUAGUUCUUUCCUCCCAUGCCAUGUACUUGCAUUAAAUUGUCUCCCCAAUCCUGUUAUUUGUCCCUGAAGGUGUUAUUUGCUGAGUCAGCCUCCCAGCCCCUUUGUGGCUAUAUUUGAUGAAGGAAAAACAUGUCCUGUGUAGUGCACAGUCAUAGAAAACACACUUUUUAUGUGCGUAAAACUACUUGACAUGUAGAUUUAGCAUUACUAAAGUCUCAGCAAGAAACAGUCUCGGCAAGAGGAUUCCUCAGAGUGGCGGUGGGAAAGCUGUGGCCUUCCAGAUGUUGCUAGACUACAACUCCCAUCAUCCAUGACUGCUGGCCAUGCUGGCUGGGACUGAUGGGAAUUGGGAGUCCAACACCCUGUGAACCUUAGGGCAGCCACAGGGAAUUUAUAGCCCUCCAGAAAUAGUUGGACUCUUAAUUCACAACCCUAGCCAGGAAUGGGUUAGGGAUCAGAUUUGUAUCCCAACAACAUCUGGAGGGCUACAGGUUCCCCACCCCUGCCUUAGAACUCCAACUUGCAAAGCUUUUAGCUUGAGCUCCUGACCUCCUGUGCCAGAUCUGCAGCCAUCAUUUAUAUACAAUACCCCCUCCAAAGCUUAGUCAGUGACUCAAGCUAUCCUGGAUCCUAGUUCAUCCCAGCCAGUUCCUGGCCAGAUAGCCAGUUGUCUGCUUUCCCAAUAUUUGAUAUGAACCCAGGGAUUCAGACUCCUUUUGAGAAUGCAACUUAGGGAGUGUGAACCUUUAAACUAUGAAAACCACCUAUACAGUUUAGUUGUCUAGAGUGAGCCAGCAGUAAAGCUGGAGUUAACUCUUCAUUAGCAGAAACAGGAGUGUCAGGCCUAAUGAGCCCAGCAACUCAUCUCUGGUAGGUCUUGCUCGCAUGAAGCAGUUGCUGAGACUGAAGGUCUUUACAUCCCUGCAGCUGCCUAAGUGCAGCUCCUCUCCAGCAAUCUAUUGCUUUUUUCCAAGCAACCAGAGAGUGUGUCUGCAUGUCACCAACCUCACCUCUGCCCUUUUCAUGCCUCUUCUGAUUCUGGGAGACAAGCAGGGAGGGGAGCUUGUUGCAGUAGGAGAGGGAGACACCCGUGACUCUUCACCAACCUGACUCAUCUCUGCCUCUUGGCCUCUCUCCUCCCACCCUCCUGCUUCAGCUUCUGCCGCUGAUUCUGGACUGCUCUCUGCCACAGACUCUCCCAGCUCACUGAGCCCUGUUCCCUCCUCAGCUUCUGACACCUCCUCUUCCAAGUCUUCUCCCUCUGACCACUCAUUGUUCUCCCACCACUCCUCCCCGGGAUCUGAGCUUUCUUCCCUUGGUGGUUCUCCAGCUGGUUCCUCCUUCCAUUCCUCUAUGUCCAACCAGUCCAUGACAGUAGUGCCUGCAAACAUGGUUCUUAUUUGGGGAGAAAAGAGCCCAGUCUGUGCCCAAACAAAGAGCACGAGAAGGACACCAUUAGGCAUGUCAGAUUUUAGGAAGGGUCUGUAAAAAAAUAAAUAAACCUUGCUUCCCUGUGCAAUUGCCCAGGAGAGAGAAAGUUGGCAGCUUCAUCUGGCUGUUCUGAUUGCAGGGAAUCUGUUUCCUGACGGAAUUCUUUCCACGUCUUGAAAGCCCGCCUUGCCUCGCUCUGUUAUUGCCAUGCAGCUGACAACUACCUGCCUACCCUCAGCAGAUAUAAUUAGCAUUGUUACAUUUUCUGCAGCAGAUGAGAUGACUCAACACCUUCUGAAGCAGAACCAAAAAAAGAAAAAGGAAAAAAAAGGGAUGCUACUGGGAAAAGGGAGAAUCAAUUUGAGGUAUAGCCAGCAGGACCCACAUGUAUCAUCUUUCAUCAUGGAGCAUCUGCCUUCUGUUCAUCAUUAGCAGCAUGAAGGUUACUGAUCUUAUUGGAGCUGUCACAAUGGAGCUGGAUGUUCUGAUUCAGAUUUCUUUCUCUAUCUCUUUUUUAAUCCUUCUUACCAAUCUAGGCUGCAUAGACAUAUGUUCUUGAAUUAGGAGAUAAAUAUAGGGAUGGUGUGGGGGAGGGGGUUUCUUGCAAAUUGAACUCUGCCAUACCUAAGAGAGUGGCAUGAGGGGGGGAAAACCCUUAACCAGAUAUUUACUACACACCAUUAAAGCAGCGCUAGCAGGACCCUUUGCUCACAGUUGUAGAACAUACUUUAACCAUGUCUACUCUGAAGUAACUGCCAUAGAGUCCUAUAGGGCUUGCCCCAGGCAAAUGGGUGUAUAGUACUGUGCAGCAAAUCUCCUGUUCUUUUAUAUUUAUUUGAAACUGUUAUCUCCCAUCUGUGCUCGCUCAAGGCAGCUCAAAGCUCACACCAUAAAUUAGCAAGCUGAAAACAUCAAAACGCUAAGACAACAGUAAAAAAAAAAAAACACUAGCAGCAGCAAAGAUUGUUUAAAAAGAAAAAAAAAGCAGAUGCACAUAAAAACUAAUAUACCGUAUUUUUCGCCCUAUAGGACGCACUUUUUCCCCUCCAAAAAUGAAGGGGAAAUGUGUGUGCGUCCUAUGGGGCGAAUGCAGGCUUUCGCUGAAGCCUGGAGAGCGAGAGGGUCGGUGCGCACCGACCCUCUCGCUCUCCAGGCUUCAGGAACCUAUCUGCAAGCCUUGCAAGCCCGGCGGGAGUUCCCGCGGGCUCGCAAGGCUUGCGGGCAGCAGCCUGCAGCCCGAAGCAUGGGGCGCACUCCGGAGGGCGCCCCGUGCUUCGCGCAGGUGUCCGCAAGCCUUGCGAGCCCGGCGGGAGUUGCCGCCAGGCUCGCAAGGCUUGUGGAUAGCAGCCUGUUCUGGGGGCUGGGGAGGGGGGGAAUAAAUUUUUUUUAUUCAUUUCUCCCCCAAAAAACGAGGUGCGUCCUAUGGGCCGAUGCGCCCUAUAGGGCAAAAAAUACGGUACCUUACAAACCAAAAGGAAGCUUUUACUAGCUUCUGGAAGCCAUUUAAGGAGAGAGCAAAGCACACCUACUUGGGGAGAGAGGUCAGCAGCCUAGGAGCGGCCACAGAAAAGGACCUGUCACUGGUCCCGAUGAAGUGUAUUUCAGGGGGGUGCUGGGAUACAAAAGAGGGCUUCUGAAGAUGAUCUCAGAAAAAGGGUAGAAUUGUAUGGGAGUUGAAGUCAGGCCUUCAGAUAUCCCGGUCCCAAAAGAUAUUCAGUUGCCUCUCAGGUGAAGCCCAAGACAUUCUGCCACAUGAGGCCAAGGGCAAGGUGACCAUCCACACGUACAGGGAAGCCAAAGAAACAGGCAGCUGAAUUUUACUUCAAUAUUGGUGACGGGACAGAUCCACCACUGCACCUGCUAGCUUGCGGGGAAAGGUCAGUGCAGCUCUCGGAAUCUGCCCCCUGAAGCAAUUGCCCCAUUCUGCCUAAGGGUAGGAUGAGGUAGGGAACCCUCCAGAUGUUAUUGGACUGCAACUCCCAGCAGCCCAGCCAGCAUGGCCAAUUGUCAAGGAUGGCAGGAAUUGGGGUCCAGCCACUUCUGUAGGACCUGCAGGUGAUGCAGAGUAGCUCUUUGUUCCAAUGCUCCACCUACUAUUAGGAACUCCCCACCCCACUAAAACCUUUUCAGAACAGCAAUUUAUGAAGAUACGAUCAAGUGAAUUCUUCUGAUUUAUAUAACUAGCUAUAUCUGAUGUGAGUUUUGGUGUGUGUUUGACUGUAUCAUCCCACUCUGUUGAUUCAUCUGCUGACUCAUUUUCGUUUAUUAGUAGAACUGCGGUGCCAGGAUGAGCUGUGAGUGAGGAGGUGGCAUGGCUUGCACCUGGUGUCUUGAUUCAGUGAUUUAAAAAAACCAGCCACCUCCCAACACAACAUGGUGCACAGAUUUUUGUAAAAAUGAACAUGGAAUUAUCUGAAUGGCUCUGGAAUGAUUAAACAAAAUGCAUGGCUUGAACAUGAACAGCAAAAAUAAAAUGCAGAGGCAAGACAAGAAACAGUAAAGACACCCCACACAAUUGUAAAUGAAAUCCAUUUGGCAAAAACAAUUUUGGUUUUAUUCAGUAAGUUGGUUAUAUUGCUCAUUACCAGACUCAUAGUUCCAAUGCUUUAUUUUGAGCCUGGUUUUUGGUACACGGCUGAUUACACAAAAGCUAUUAAAUCUCAAACGUUAUCCAGCUAUUCACUGCCCUUUUAUCUGUGUUCCGUUUCAGACUAUUUUGCUGAUGUUCACUGAUAAGGUGCUGCUGCAUGAAACCUUAUUGGUGAUAUGCUUUCAGUGUAAUUUAAGUCAGUAUAAGGAAGAUUUAGGUGUAUGUUGCAGCUUAAAUAUUAUAUUGAUAACCUCCACAACCAUUUCCCCAAAACAUACUGCUGUCACAUCACAGAUUAAUUUAUGUAUAUAAAAUUGGCUUUGAGAGCCUAUGGUUGUACAUGUUUACAUUUGUACAUGCUAUGAUCAAUCCUGACUUAAGUUAGUCACACUUGGGUCCUACUAAAGUUUGCAGAUAGAUUUCAUUUGGAAAAGUGCAACUAACUUCGGCUGGAGCAAAGCCAGUAUAUUUUCCAUGGUGACACUCUUGAUUACUUUGUAAACAUAUAUAUAUUAAUCUUAUUGAAAGUAUAUCCUCCAUUAAAUGGUUAUGGCUGAACUGCCUGAUCUCUGGCCACAGUUUGGAUGUCAGGAACUGCAACAACUCCAGUUCCAUUUCCUUGAUAUUGUAUUAUGAAUAAGUCAGUUCUGCUCCUUCAGUGUCCUUAUAGAAAGGGAAAUAUUCUCAUUUUGCUAGCCCCCAGCUUCAACAUCACAGCCUUCUUGGAUAUAUCUUAUAGCCUCAACAACAUAGCCUUCUCAGAUAUAGGUAGGACUACCACUUUUUGCCCACCAGCACCCUGUACAUUUAACAGUUUAAUGGUAGCUAAAAAUUCAAUGAGUGCAUCUUUUCCGAGGGUAGAGAUGUCACAAUAGAAAAGAGAUUUCUGUCUAUUAUGCAAAUAUUGAGUGCUUUCGGAGGGGGGGAAAGUUGCAAUCAGUUACAUUUAACAGGCACAAAUCUAGCACAAGCAGAUUUGCUGUUCAUGAAGCAGUAUUAGAGUAACACCCCUCUAGGUAAAUGCAAAACCAUAUUUGUGAGAGUCAGAUGCUGGCACAAUUAAUACCAUAUAAUGAUUAACACAGAGAUGGUUGGUGUUCACUCUUCAUGAUUACAAAGCCUGGUCUCCUCAAGAGUUGGUUUGCAGCUACUAAGAAGGCCCUUUCUUGAGUUCCCACCAAACAUGCGUCAGAAGUUGUUGGGACAGAGAAAAGGGCCUCUGCAGAAUAAUUCAAGUUGCACUGCCCUGAACUCUCUGGUGCCUCGCCCUUCUCUCUCUUCCUCCUGGUAAGCAUCAGUGAUCCACUUUCUGGAGAACCAGCAUAACAACUGCCCACUCCCCACAAGCUGCUGCUUCUCAACAUCCAAGAAGGCUUGUAUGGAAGAAGGCAGUCCUUCAUGUUACAAGUUGCAGCCAGAGGCUUUACCCUGCACUUCUUGUUCUUGCCGUAACAAACCAUGGAUUGUUGUUAUGUCUGAAUCAGACCAUCUUCCUGUGCUCCAGCAAGGAACUGCUUGUAAGUUUGGCCAAGAGCAGGACCUUCCAGCCUCCUUCUGCAAGGUUUUCUGGCAUUUGGAGCCCAAGGAGUUCCAACAAGUGGUGCCUAAGCCUGGCCUCAGGGUGGAGUUGAGAAGAAGACUUUGGAUAUAAUUCUUUCACCAAAGUCAACAGCAGCGAUCUGCUGUAAAACCUGUUAAGGCAGGCGAGUUAAGAUUGUGUAACUUUACAGCGUGGAUGCGCCAUGUUAUUAAAUUUAUUACAGGACUACUGAAAUAGAGUUCUAGUUUAUCAACAUGGCAGAAGAAUUAUCACCAGCUGCACAUGAGCCUGUCAUUGGCUGCAGGUUGAUUUCCUGUGGAAAGAAGCUUGAAACGAAUAGAAAAUAUAUGUCUGGCCAUCUGGAAGACAGAAAACCACUUCUGAAGUAUUCACUGCUAUGUAUUAAUGCCUCUACCCUUGUGGUCCCUUCCAACUCUACAAUUUUAUGUUUCUCUUUAGAAAUAUUUCAUUAGCUAAUCCUCCCCCAUUUGCUAAUAUUGCAGUAUUAUUAUCUCAUGGCUUGAGUAUUUGCAGCUAAUUACAGGUCACAUUUCACCAUGUAAGUCACAUCAGUAGCAUGUAAACAGGUUUGGAAGGUAAUGACCUAAUUCAAAUGAUCCUAUCUCAGUUUAACGAGCCAAGAUACUGAAUUGAAUAAAGUUGUCCGUAUGAUCACAGACCCUUCUGCCUUUCUGCAGUUAAACCAGGGAGUUGUUAGCCAUUGUUUCCCAUUUUAUCCAAGACAGGAUUAUCAGGUUUAAAACAAGCUAGGAUCUAAAUAACAUCAGAAUGAACAUCUGGUUUGUUGUGGAACUGGAAACCAUAUUUUCUUGCUUGAGAUGAAGCUGUAGUUAAUUGAAGACUUCCAUAUUGCAUGAUAGAUAAGAUGAUGAUCCACCAAAAUAACCCUUGUGCUGAUGGUUCCUGACUGUUAGCGAUGGAAAGUUGGACUGUGCCAUUCCAAGGUCACAAUUUACUUUAACUGAUGCCAUACUCAGCAAGUGUGUGCUGGUUUCAUUGGGACUGUUCAUGAUGUGAGGUCCUCCUUUCCAGGGAUGUCUCAUACUACAUGGCCUUGAGAAGCUUAGGGGCUUGCACCAUUUGAAAAACGCAUUGACGAGCCAUUCUUAAACCCCCACCAGUAAUAUAGAGAUGGUAUUGCUGGCUUACAUUAUAGGGCUGUUGAAUUUGAGAUAUAGAGUGGGUCAAGCAGGGGUGGGUAACCUGCAGGCUCCAGAUGUUGGGCACCAACUCCCAUCAGCCAGCAGAGCCAUUGGUCAGGGGCAGUUGAGGUUGUCAUCCCAACAUCUGGAGAGCCACAGAAGUAAAACAAGAAGGAUUUAGAAAACUACAAAAAUUGGGAUGAAGAUGGUUCACCUAAGAUUUUGCAAUAGCAAAGACUUAACUUCCCCCACUCAUCCAAAGCAGUUCAAUAAAAGUAAUGCAUUUAAAUAUUUAUUCAAUAUUGUUUAAGUAGGAUUUGGGAGAUCUCAAGUCCACAGUAAGGUUCUGAAGACAAGUAACAAGACUAAUACAAGCCUAUUGUCAAUCAGAGUACAUCAGGAUCUUGAGGAUUUUGUAUAAUCUCUCUUCAGUUGCCCUGUUCUCAUAUCAAAUAAGAAACAAAAUUCUUCCCCAGCUGCUGUCAAGUAAGGAAAUAGUGGUCAGACCUUCAAAAGAUAGAUUUUUGGGGGGUUAGCAAACAGAUGUCAAGAAUAUUACUCUGCUCAGCAACUUAUGCCUUAGCAUUAUCUAAAUCUCGUAAUGCUAUUUUGAGUUGGCUUGCCUCUUGUCCAUUGUAAAACACUUGCAAGAUAACAGGUUCCGUUAUUAAUUGUUUAAUGUAUUGUAUUUUUGCAUUCCUGCUAUGGCCUUUGGCAAGUACAGAAAUAAAACUGAACUGUUGUAGAUGAGGCAUUUCCUUUAAGAGAGUUUAGGUGUGCAAAGAUAGAUCAGAAGUCCAGGCAUACAUACAUUACCUAAUUUUAUUUGUAUGCAACCUUUCCAUAGUUCAAGCUUGCUUACAACAUGAAAAAACGUACAUCAUUACAAGCAUAACAAAAGUAGUAAUAAGUAAUAAAUUAAACCUCAAAAAGUUCACAACCAAAUUGAACAAUUUCCACAUAAAUCAUAUUAAGAUUAAAAUAAAGGUAUCAAAAAAAUAAUAUCAAUAACAGCACCCCCUCCCCCAAUCCUCUAAACAAUUCCUCAACCCAAGAGUCUGUUCAGCAGUCUCAGCUUCUGCAGCUGGAGUCAGACAGGGCCCCACCCUCCUAAGCCAGAUGGGAAAAGCCUGCAAGGCCAGGAGCAGGUCUUCCAGGACUUACCGCCAAGAUUGCAUGAGAGAGGGGCUGAGAAGAUGAAGAGGCGAAUGGAGACUCAACAGAACAGAAAGUUCAGCAAUACUUGUGUUCUGGCAUCCUGAAAAUUAUGGAGAACUUUCCGAGGGAAGUGAAAGAUCUCAGGUGGACCUCAUUGGGAAAGGCCUGUCAGUCCAAAAAUACAAUGUGCAAGAACCUGGUAGCUUACAUUGGAGCAGGAACGUAGACAGAGUCUAGAAGAAUUUGGCGGUUCAGUGAGCAGAGCCCUGCCUAAAAGCUGUGUAUCUUCCUGCUGGCAGGGAUGAUGGACCUGUGGCCCUCCUGAUGUUGUUGAACUCCAGUUCCCAUCAGCCUCGGUCAGCAUGGCCCCAGGAAGGAUGGGAGUUGGAGUCCAACAAUACCUGGUUGGCCACAGGUUUUUCACCCCCUGCCAAUCCCUGUAAAUAUAACACAGAGAGAGAGAGAGAGUUGCCAGGCCAUCGUUCUUAGUGCUUGCCAGUUGGCAGACCUAUGUAUGAAACAGUUAUACUGAACUGAGCUAUUGGUCUACCUAGCCCUACGUGUUGGCUGCUCUUUCAUGACACAGCUCUAAGGUUUCCAGCCGUGGAGUUUUCCCAGCCACGUUGUUUCUUAACUGGAGAGACCAGGGGUUGGGCCUUCAACGUCCUGCAUACAGAGUGUUUGUGCUGUGCUGGUGGGAAUGAAACUAUUCGCGUUUUCUUCCCUCUCCCCUUCCCUGGUAGGAGACCAAGUCACCUCUCACUGCAAGAAAGAAAGAACUGGGUCAGAGCUGGGGGUAUAGGGCAGAAGCAGGGAGCAUCCCCUUGCUGUCUGCCAGGGACAAGGACUCUCCUUGCUCCCAAUACUUGGUUGGUUGGCUUAGCUGGGGCCACCCUUGCAGCUCUCCAUCAUCAGAUCUCCCUUUUCCUCCUCAUCCUGGAGAAGACCCAGAGAACAUGGACUCCCGUUCUGCUAGUGGUUUGCUGUCGAUUCACUUUGUUCUCCUGCCUAACCAAAUUUCUUUCUCUUCUCCUUGUUUGUUUGUGUUUCAGAAUGUAUUGAUUGUGGAGGUAAGUUCAUCUAUUUGGAUUGGCUAAAAUGGGUGGUGGUCCUUUUGGGUACAGUACGUCUUGUACCACUUAAUGUAUAGGUGCGGAUAUACAAAGAAUCCCGUGAAGUCAGCAAAAACCUUGCUAGUGCUUUUCGAAAGCCGUUUAGCUAAAGGCUGUGACACCUUUUUUGGGGGGACUAUGAAAAAGACCCAAAAGAGGCUACCGUAUUUUUCGCCCCAUAGGAUGCACCGCCCCAUAGGACGCACCUAGGUUUUUUUUGGGGGGGGGAAUAAAGAAAAAAAAUUAUUUCCCCCCCCCCAAGCACGGGGCUGGCGCGGGGGAAGCCCGAGCUUCCCCCGACCCCAGCCCCCAGAACAGCCUGCUAUCCGCAAGCCUAGGGAGCCGUGCCGGUCUCCCCAGGCUUGCGGAGAGCUGCGCAAAGCCCAGGCGCGCUCUUCAGCGUGGCCCAGGCUUCGGAAUGCAGGCAGCUCUGCGCAACCUUUGGGAGCCUGGCGCGACUUUGCGCCGGGCUCCCGAGGGUUGCGCAGAGCUUCCUGAAGCCUGGAGAGUGAGGGGUCAGUGCGCACCGACCCCUCUCACUCUCCAAGCUUCAGCGAAAGCCUGUAUUCGCCCCAUAGGAUGCACACACAUUUCCCCUUCAUUUUUGGAGGGGAAAAAGUGUGUCCUAUAGGGCGAAAAAUACGGUAAUUCCUCCCCUCCUCCCCCCAGAAAUUAAAAUAAUAAAAUGGUGUUGAUGUUGCAGAACUUUUCAGCUAUUGGCUAACCAGGUCAGUUUCAAGGCUCUUGUGUUAAUAUACGAAGCCCUGAACAACUUGGGUCCAGGAUGCCUUAAGGCUCACACAAGCCCUUAUAUCCCAGCUUGAUCGCUGAGAUCAUUCAGAGGAAGACUUUAAGUUGUCCCCCAUCUUACAAAGGCAAAGAAAGUUUAAACUUUCUUCCUUCUUACUACACUGUCAACUUUCUGUGAAAAUUAUUUUGCAUUGUCUUUAAUGGUGUUUUAUUAUACUUGCACAUAUUGUUGUGUACCACCUUGAUAUUUUAUAUGAGUGGACAGCAUAUAAAUAAUUUUAUAAAUAAAUAAAUGCCCUAACUACACACACACACACACCGGCCUCCUUUUACCUUUUGUGUUCCUGUGAUGCAAUGGGUCUGUGCGUCUGGCUGUUAACCAGAAGGAUGGUGGUUGGAGCCCACUCAGGGGCUGUGGGCAGGAUUCCUUCAUUUGCAGGGGGUUAGACUAGAUGACUCUCGGGGGUCCCUUCCAACUCUACAGCUCUAUGCUUCUAUGCUUUCCAAAGGAUAUCAUUGGAACCGGAAGAACAAUGAGAGCUCUCCUCAGCAAAAUUGAAAAAUGCAAACCCAAGAUGGUCAAGGUGGCAAGGUAAGUGUAGUAUUUGGGAGGGACCACAUCUCAAUGGGUGGAGCAGCCUUUGAUAGUGUGAUGCCCUCCAGAUGUUUUGGACUACUAGUCCCAUCAGCCACAGCCAGCACAGCCAAUGGUCGGGAAUGAUGGGAAUGGUAGUCCAACAACAUGUAGAGGCUACUGUGCAGGCCACUGCUCAGAAGCUUGUCUCUUUCUCUGUGGGAGGAUGGCAGAGGCAGCUGACUCAGCUGCUAAGGGAAAGAGAAAGGAAAUCCUUUUGGGUUUGCCCUUGAUGAGUCUUCAGACAUCUCCGAUGGAGGGGAAGUGCACUCAUUUACUCUUCUGCUGAAAUUGGGGUGAGGUGGGGAGUUUGCCAAGCUAAACAGACCUCACCAGCCAUGCAUAGUUACCCAUCAGAGGCUCAAUGUAUCUUUUGUUUUUGCUACCUGUCUUUGGAGUGUCAAAACAGGGAAUGGGGUUGGUUCUCGAGCAAGGACCAUAAUCAAAAUAGUGGAUAAUAUUGAGCUUGAUGGACAAUUAUCUGACCUGGGAGGCCAUAAUAUAUGGCUGUUGGGCUGUGGUUCAGCUUAAUGUUAGGACAUGGUGCCCUCCAGAUGUUGUUAGACUACAACUCCCAUCAUCCAUUGGCCAAGGCUGACUAAGGCUGUUGGGAGUUGGUGUCCAACAACAUUUAGAGGGGCACCAGGCUUAGCGGGUUGCAAGUUGUACAGGCUUUAAGGAAAUGAGAGACGGGGACAGAAGAAUACAUCUAACCAAGCCAAAAUGUUCAGGAGUUAUGUGAACAAACCCAGCUUUUUAAAAUGUUUACAAUAAAAAAAACACAUUUUUGUUAUUUAUUUAAUGAUAGUUUGCUGGUGAAAAGAACAUCUCAGCCUAAUGGAUACAGACCGGACUGUAAGUGCUCUCCUGUGGAUUUUCUUUGCUUCCUGAUUGUGAAGUAGCUAAAAUGUUCCAUUGUCCUGUUUUCAUUAAAUAGGCAAGACGUAACACACCCAGUCCUUGGGGUGUUGUUCAAAAGUGAUGCUAGGAAUAGCGUCUAAACAAUGGAAGUGCCACCUUGAUCAGAACUAUCAUUUGGGGGGGGGGGCAGCUUCCCCUCCACUGUCCCUAUUUCAUUAUAGACAUGUAUGAGAGACGGCGUGGGAAAUGACCACCUUUUAAAACCGAUUUCAGAGUUGUGCCACUAUCAAGAAUCAUAAGCUUGACCUUGCAACUCUGCUGAGAAAGAAACCUUCACAACGCUUCUGUUUCCAAGAGUGUUUGGGGUUAAAUUGUGGCACUUUAACACCAGUUUCAGAUAAGUUUAAAAGUUGCCCAGCAGGUGUUCCUUGCAACACCCUGCAUUUUAUUCUGAGAUCUGAGAUCUUAUAAUGAAGGGCAGUAUAUAAAUCAAAUUUUUUAAAAAUGCCCUUAGCAUGUCUGUUGGCCAAGAUACAACACACUGUGGCUUCAAAGUCCUACGUUGUCCAGCUGUAUCCCAGCUGCAGACAAGUGCAGAUUGUUCCUUGGAGGCUGUCAUAAAAAUCAUUUGGGAGUUAACUUCCCUGGGGACACAUCUCUGUUUGGGUAAGAGCUGUAGUUAGCAAGCUCUAUAUUUCUUUUCCCUCUCAAUAUUAGCUAACAGGAUUCCUUUUAGACAGAAUUGUGGUCCUUUAUAUAGCCUAAUUGGGUACAUCUAGACAGCUCCGCUUCAGCUUCAGUAAAGUGUUCCCAUCUCAGAGCCCCAGACUCACAGUCACUGAGAUUUGGCUCUUGUAUACAAUUUCCAGGUCAGUGAACUAUUACAUAAAGGAAGUGUCAGGGUUUGUAUUUUUAACAAUACAGACAUUUUGCCCUUUUUUUCCUCUCUCUCUUCCAGAUUAUGGAUUUGAAAUUCCAAAUUUAUUUGUGGUGGGCUAUGCUUUAGACUACAAUGAGUACUUCAGAGAUCUAAAUGUAAGUGUCUCCCACUCUUUGCCUCCUGAAAAAAAACAACACUUUUAUAAACUAUGACUUUCGAACCCAGCCAAUCUAGAACUGGGUUUCCUCUUCUGUGGCUAACAGUAAAAAUUUGUACCCUACUUCUGCAGUGCAUGGUGCUUUUUAAUCCUUAUCCUGCCUGCCUUCAUGUACAAUAGUUUGCUUCACGAAUAACGCUAAACCAUAGUUUAGCUGCGGGAAGCCUUGGGCUCAUGCUCUGCUCUCCACGCAGCUCUGAGGAGAAUGGAAAUAUCCAUUACGUAAGAUAAACACCUUUUCCAGCACUCAUACUUGCAGCGUUAUUUCUGUCAGUGGGAGAAUGUGAUUUAUUUCUGUCACUCGACACAGCACACUGGAGCGAUCAGAGUGCAGAAUGUGGCUCCUCCAUAAACGCUGUUGGUUGACUUUGUGGGUUGUGAUGUUAAAACUUUUCGUUUCAGCACAUAUGUGUUAUCAAUAACCAUGGCAAAGCCAAAUACAGAGUCUAAGGAAUAACCGGCUGGCCUGAACUGGAAAACUGACAGUCCCCUUGAAGCAUCUCCUGAAGAACAAUUGAACUGACAUCCGUCCCAUUCAGCCUGGACUAAAAAGUGGCCCCUUCUUUCUAAGGGGGGAAAAGAGACUUUGCUGCAGUCAGCCACCCUCAUCUCCUUUGUAGCAGAACUUGGACAAGGCAAAGACCGAGAAGUCAUGAUCUUUUUAUAUAUACAUAUAAUUUAGUGUUAUAAGCUAGCAAAUAAUUAGUUAAUUCAUUAUAAUUAGUUAUGACUAUAAUUAGUUACUAUGAGAUAGUAAGUGAGACGGCAUUUACCGUAUUUUUCGCUCUAUAAGACGCACCAGACCACAAGACGCACCUAGUUUUUGGAGGAGGAAAACAAGAAAAUAAAUAUUCUGAAUCUCAGAAGCCAGAACAGCAAGAGGGAUCACUGCGCAGUGAAAGCAGCAAUCCCUCUUGCUGUUCUGGCUUCUGUGAUAGCUCCGCAGCCUGCAUUCGCUCCAUAAGACGUACACACAUUUCCCCUUACUUUUUAGGAGGGAAAAAGUGAGUCUUAUAGAGCAAAAAAUAUGGUAUUUGUUGGCUUGCUUAUCCCUUACCUUGCUCCAAUCUUCUUUGUGAACAUAGUGAGGGCAGCUGCACUAGUCACAAAGCCAUCCUGUGCCUCCCAGUGGUGCAUCUUGUUGCUUCCAGUUCUCUCCAGUAACCUAUCUGUGCCUUCUUCUGAGCCCUUCUUUUAAAGUUUUCUUGAAGAAGCUCAGUGUACAUCAGAGGUGGGGAACUGCAGGCCCUGGGACCAGAUGUAGCCCCAGACACCUUUGUUGGCUCCUUGUGACUUUCUGCAAGCCACACUCUCUUUCCGCAGUUCACCCCCCCUCACUAGCUCUUAGAAUCAUAGAAUUAUAGACUUGGAAGGUACCCUGAGGGUCAUCUAGUCCAACCCCAUGCGACACAGGAAUCUCAACACGCCGUCUCCCAUCCAGUUUGGAGCCAUGCCUGACCCUGCUUAGCUUUGCAAAUGUGCUUUUGCACCCAAGUGUUUUCGCCUGCCUGGAAUGUGCCCUUGAACUGUGAUAAUGCUUCAUGUUUGCCUGGAUGGAAAAUAAGGGGGGAGUGUGAGUAUGCAUAAAGAACUAGUCUGUUCUACAGAAGUAAAAUGCACAUUUGUUGCUCCGUUCAGUUUGGCUUCUGGCUCCACCCAUCACAAGGAUGUGGCCCUUGGAAGGUUCCCCAAAAAGGGAAUAAGGCCCCUAGUAGGCUGGAAAAUGUUCCCCAUUAUCCUCACAAGAACCUUGUGAAGUAGCUUAGGCUGAGGGAGAAUGUACUGGCCUCAGACUCACCCAAUGAACUUAGAGGCUGAGUGGGGAUUUGAACCUUGAUCUCCUAGGUCCUAGGAAAACACUCUAACCACUAUGCCACACUGGCUUUCAGGAGGCUUACAGUGGAACGCAAAAGUGCAGACUAUAUACCGGUAAUAACUGUGCUCUAAAUUAAUCCGUCUGUUCAUCAUGGCCACACGCAGUUGCCCUGGGCAAACCUAUAAAAGGUAGCUUGGCUCAUUUCCUGUAUCUUGAGUUUUGUCGUCAAUAAGGUUCUGUUUUGCGGGAUAACAUGCUGUGAGAAUCACAUUCAAGAAACAUCAAAUAUACAUUAUGUUAACGGUGUGAUAGAUUCCUGAUCAGUUGACAUCCCCAAAGCUGGUGCUGCCCGUGGAGUAGGAACUAGUGUAAAUGGUUUUCCUCUACUCCCAUUAAUCCUCACAGUGACCUGUGAGGUAGACUAGGCUGAACAAUAUAGACUGCCCCUAAGUCACCCAGUGACUAGAGCUAGGGUGAUAUUUGGUUUUCAACAUCAUGAUAUAUCGCCAGCGAAACAUCGCAAUAUACCGAUAUGUCACAACAUCUGAAAUGAGGAUUGAGUUGUGUAGAGUCACUCAUAUGUGAUUCAUUGUUUUAGGGCUACAAUCCUAAGCACAACUUGCUAGGGAGUAAAUUUCAUUGCGCAUGGAAGGACUUAUUUUUUUGAGUAAGCAUGCUUUAAGCCAUUUGUAUUUCCUAGGAAUAUGUUUCCUAGGAAGGUAACUGGUUUUAAUUCAUAUCUAGUCCCACACUGCAGAGUCACCAAGGUAUGUGAAUCUAUAAAGUCCCCAGUGGGUCGGUUUCAGUAAAUGUAUUUUUGGGUGUGUUUCUGAUGAGCCUUUGUUACCCAUUCGUCCAAAAUCAUAUGGAGCUCCAGUAUAAUAACAUUGAAUGUUAAUGAAUCUUUGCGAGACACUUUUGAUUUGACCUUUCAAGGGGAGAUGAUGGUGUGUCAUGAAUGCAUGGAUGUACUCAACUGUGUUUAAUACACUGAAUUUUAAUUGGAACCAAACAAUAGCAGCCAAGCUUGGGUUCCCAAACGGCAUCCUUUGUGUACAACAUAGGAAAGUCAUAGAUUAGACAAAAAAAACAAGACCCCAAGACCCUCUAUGAGUGCACAUUUCCAUAACCGAAACUAAUCAUGUACAAAGGGUUGCUUAGAUGGCAUAUAUUCUUUUUCAAAUGUUUUUUCCCCUCUUAAUGAUCCUGUUUUUUUCACAAGCAAUUAACCUGUCUAUGAAUAUGAAUAUGGGGGUGUUGAUACAGGGGUGGGGAAACAGUCUUUUCUGAAGAUAGGAAACAUUUCAUGUCGCAAAACUCAAAUCCAUAUUAAAAGCAUCUUCAGCUUUCCGGGCUUUUGAGGUUUCCCGUUUCCUUUGCCAUCAUCUGCAAAAUAUAUUUUUCUCAUUUACCUGUUGCACUCAUUGGAAGAAGGCCAUUAUGUGCUAUAUACAAACUGCUCUCAAUAACUUCCUAAAGGAAGCCAGUGCAAAAAUAUAAAAAUCGAAUGCAAGCAGCUUUGUUCAGAACAGCAUGGGGCCUAUUGUUGUUAGACUGCAGUUUCCUUUACACUAAUAAACAGUAAGGGCGCUUUGCUACAUUAGAGAUUGCUUUCGACUUCCCAUCGCCUCUUCUUCAGCACAGAUUUGCACACCUCACAGAAGCCUUUACAAUGUACACAAGUGCUUUGGGGGAAACCAAUGUAAACAUUUCCUGUGUACCUCUGCUGUGGCCUGUACAUUUUUCCUAGCUGAAUAAAAUGAACUGAAGUAACUAUGGGAUUUCCACCAUUGUGUAAUUAAUUGCUUUCAUUGCCCC
Molecule: messenger RNA, 49611 nt
Organism: Podarcis lilfordi (Lilford's wall lizard)
Lineage: Eukaryota; Metazoa; Chordata; Lepidosauria; Squamata; Lacertidae
Source: the annotation of a GenBank genome assembly